AUGAUCCGUCACAGUCUGCUCAAAAGUGGUUGCCCCACUGCAGCCCUUCUUAGAGUUGUGGAUGAAUGCCAGAAUGUGUCAGAAUCCGGAGGUGAGUUCUGUGGUCUUCCCAUGGGGACGUACUAUGUUUAGGAUAUGCUGCCUGAAUAUCCUUACGAUUGAAAUGGUUUCAAAAAAUUAGAUAUGAUUAAGAGAGGCCUCCUUGUGGACUUUCUGACAAGGGCUAUCAGUUUGUAAAGUCCCUUGCUUCCCAUAUUUUAGGUGUUUAAUAACAUCUUUUUCUGAUGUUUAACAGCAGCCUGAUGCUGUUGUGGUAAUGAACAAAUUGGAAAUGUAGACUAUUCCAGGUUGCUGGCACUGUAGCCCCUUGUCAGAAAGCCAGGUCUCAGCACAAAUUUAGUGAGGCCCAGCCUCUCUCUGUUGGUACAGUAAUUAAGGCAGAUUUUGGUAAGGAGGUGUUCAUCAAAUUUGCAAGUUAUCCAUAUUAAUCCAGUUCUAGUCUUCAGUCCUUCCCUUUUGUGAACAUCCUAUUCAGAUAUUAUUGCCAUUCAUUAUUGCUAUUCAGACAUCUUUGCUCACCACUGCUUCUUACUGUACCCUUACAAUAUAUGACACUAAUCUUUUCCAUUCACCAGCUCACAUCUCUUUGCUUUAGAUGGGCCCUCCCCAAACUGUGCAAGAGCCAUGCCCAUCAAUUCUUCCAUUUCCUUUUUUGACAUUUCCAUAUUGUGACUACAUCCAGGAAGAUAAAACAAAUGCUGCCUUCAGUGUAGGUCACUUAUAGCAGCCACUACCUCUUGGUCCUAGAGAGAGUUCCAACUGCCCCCAAAACCAACUUCACAUGCUAAUGUGCCCUUUAACAAAGGUUUAAUGUUCAGAAAUUGGUGGAAGCAGCUUUUCCUGACCUGAAGUUAAAUACUGUCUUCUCACCAGCUCUUUGCUGGAGAUCACACGGCUGUCAAGGGCACAGUUGCAGUGGCAAUUGCCAGUGGCAAUUCUAGUUAAAUAGCUCCAUCUUCUCAGCCAUUCCUAGUCCUGGGCAAGAAGACCAGUAAGCUUAUCCACGUUUUCUCUUGCUCUCUACUUCUCAAAUAUCAGUGUUGCUUUAAACCAACUCAACCAUACUAAUUGUCUUCCUGCUGAAAAAUGCAAGAUUAGUCCCACUCAUCUGAUUUAGCUGUGAUUCUGUCCUUAGACAUUACCCCCACCCCAACAAUUGUCCAUAAUUCUUGCUCAUUUAGUUUGUGUUUUAUCCUGAGGGUCUGGAAUGUGUUAUAUCACAUGGAAAAGCAAGACCCUCGGUUAAAACCAAAGCAUUGAUUUGAAAUGAAGACAAGCCUUGUGCUUCAUUUUUGGAAGCAAAAGGAGAGUAGCAACUUUCUUAUCUCAUGGUUGCCAGGAGGUUUCGUUCAGCCUGUCAAAUUGUACGAAGUCUGUUAUUUAGCUAAGUGCCUACUCUUUCACUAAAGCAUAAUGUAUGCGUAAACCCACAUGGUUAAAAGCAUCCUACUGCCUGCAUUUGAAAACUGCUAUGGUUAGUGUUGCUGCCAAAAUGCCCCUUAAUUUGAAAGGGAAACCUGCUAUUGGAGGGCAUACAAUAGCUCUUCCCUAUCUCAGAGAGCACAAAUGCAGACAUUGCUAGGGUUGCUAACUUUCUAUUUUCAAGAGACCCAGACACCUUGGGGAGAGGGGCUAGUAUAACCAGUGUGAAUGCAAAAUCUGAUGAAUCUGGGGCAGAGCUUGGAGGAAUCAGAAGGUAGGAGAAAUCAGAGGCAGAUUCAGGACAGAAUUGGGUGGUUUAUGGGUGGAGCCUCUGGAAAAAUCUGUUGCAUCGUGUUCAGAUCCUUGCAGAAUCUGCUGUUUUUAUAUACAGUGGUACCUCUGUAUUAUAACUCUGUAUAUAACUUAAUUAGUUCUGGAGGUCUGUUCUUAACCUGAAACUGUUCUUAACUAGAGGUAUGCUUUUGCUAAUGGCGCCUCUUGCUGCCGCUGCGCUGCUGGCACACGAUUUCUGUUCUCAUCCUGGGGCAAAGUUCUCAACUCGAGGUAACUCUUCCAGGUUAACGGAGUUUGUAACCUGAAGCAUUUGUAACCUGAGGCGUUUGUGACUCGAGGUACCUCUGUAUUUCAAUGAUUUAUAUACUCAAUGCAGGGAAAAUAAAAAAUGAAUCAAAGAUACAAAAGCAGAAUUCAGUCCAAUGCUUCAGUAGGCCUCAGAAGUUCAACAGAGAGGGGGCCUGUCUGACCUCAACUGGAACAGAGUUCCAUAAAAUUGGACCGAUAAUACUGAAUGCAUGGAUCCGGGUAGAUACAAACCAUGCAUCUGAGCCAUGGGGGAUCACUAACAAUGAUUCUUCUGAAGACCUCCAUGAUUGGGCAGGAAUAAAAGGGAUUAGAUAGUCCCUAAGGUAUCCUUGAUCCAAGUUGCUAAGGGUCUUGUUGUAAUAAUAAUAAUAAUAAUAAUAAUAAUAAUAAUAAUAAUUUAUUAUUUAUAGUCUGCCCAUCUGGCUGGGGUUCUCCAGCCACUCUGGAUGGCUCCCAACAGAAUAUUAAACAGAAUAAAACUUCAAACAUUAAAAACGUCCCUAAACAGGGCUGCCUUCAGAUGUCUUUUAAAAGUCAGGUAGUUGUUUAUUUCCUUGACAUCUGGUGGGAGGGAAUUCCACAAGACAGGUGCCACCACUGAGAAGGCCCUCUGCCUAGUUCCCUGUAACCUCACUUCUCACAGUGAGGGACCUCAGUGUCCAGGCAGAACGAUAGGGGUGGAGAUGCUCCUUCAGGUAUACUGGGCUGAGGCCAUUUAGGGCUUUAAAGGUCAACACCAACACUUUGAAUUGUGCUCAGAAACAUACUGGGAGCCAAUUUAAGUCUUUCAGGACUGGUGUUAUAUGGUCUCAGCAGCCACUCCCAGUCACCAGUCUUGCUGCCGCAUUCUGGAUUAGUUGCAGUUUCCAGGUCACCUUCAAAGGUAGCCCCAUGUAGAGCGCAUUGCAAUAGUCCAAGCAGGAGAUAACUAGAGCAUGCACCACUCUGGCAAGACAGUCUGCGGGCAGGUAGGGUCUCAGCCUGUGUACCACAUGGAGCUGGUAGACAACUGCCCCAGAAUUACUGCCCCAGAGACACAGAAUUAACCUGUGCCUCCCUGGACAGCUGUGAGUCCAAAAUGACUCCCAGGCUGCGCACCUGGGCCUUCAAAGGCACAGUUACCCCAUUUAGGACCAGUGAGUCCUCCAUACCCACCCACUCUCUGUCCCCCCAAAACAGUGCUUCUGUCUUGUCAGGAUUCAACCUCAAUCUGUUAGCCGCCAUCCAUCCUCCAACCACCUCCAGGCACUCACACAGGACCUUCCCAGCCUUCACUGCCUCUGAUGUAAAAGAGAGGUAGAGCUGGGUAUUAUCUGCAUCCUGAUGAACACCCAGCCCAAACCCCCUGAUGAUCUUUCCCAGUGGCUUCAUAUAGAUGUUAAAAAGCAUGAGGGAGAGGAAAUAAAUAUAAGAACCUUGAGCCUGGCCUGGUAACAUAUGGAAGGCUGAAGCAGGCUUUUGAGCACUGCAAUUAUGUACUGUCAACAGCCAACAGUCGAGCUUCGAUGUAUUGCACCAGCUGGAGCCUCUGAACCAGGGUAAAUAGUACUGAGCCUCGUUAUUUGACUUAGUGAGCCUGGUUAUCUGGCAGAACAUAGUUGUAAUUCUCAGGGCAGUGAAACACUGGUUGGUUGGCAGUUCUAGACCUGGCAUAUCUAGCUACGUAGCAAACAAAGCUUUGAUAUUUUGACUCAACAGCUUGAUUUAAUGUAUCUAAUUGGAUUUCUCUGUCCCUGGAACUUGGUGCUGGUAGAGCAUUUGUGGCCUGCAGCACAAUCUUGUGCAAGCUUCCUCAGAAGCAAAUCCCAUGGUGUUCAGCAGGGUUUAUUCCCAAGUGUGUGUGCCCAGGAUUACAGCCUAAGAGAGUGAGUCAAGAUUUAGCAAGCCCCUUGUUCAAAUCCUGUCACUGCAACGAGACCAUUUAGGUUGUCUAAGACAAAUCUUAUCAUCACUCUCCCUGCUCCCCAGUUCAGCAGAAUGGAAACACUAAUGCUGACACCUUACAAGAUUGUUGUAAAGAUUACAAGAUUGUGUAUGUGCUGCAGUUUGAGAUCUUGAAAGUGCUAUAUGUGAGGGAACAUUUGCUGUAAUCUGUUGAAUUAUCCUAACAUAUCCAGGAGGUCUUGUAGAGAGACCUCGGUAGAUAUGUGCUUUGCUUGCAGAAGCUCCUGGCAUCUCCACUUAGGUCUGGCAAAGACUCCUGUCUGGAAGCCUGGAGAGCCAGUAAGUGUGUAGACAAUACUGAGCUCAGUAGACCAAAGGUCUGGCUCAAUAUAAUGCAGUUUCAAACACUAUAAAUAUGUGAGCCAAGAAUUUUAUCCCUUUUCCCUGCUUGUAUCCUUAGUAUAAACCAAUGUAUUCCAAACUUCAGGGCAUUUCAGACGUGCCUGACUCCAUGUUCCCUGUAUAGUGAGGAGUGGUAUUCAAACAUUCCUCCUCCACUUAAACUCUACAGUGUUCUGGAAUUAACAUAUUGAUUAAUCCAGGCAUGAUAUAUUUAUAUACAUGGUAUAAUUCAAUGCACAUUUACCUAGGAGUAAGCCCUGUUGGAAUCAAUGCAUUUCAGAGUAGACUUGCAUGGGAUUGCUCGGCCAUGGUCUAAUCUGUGGUUCUGAAAUCCUUGGCACUGGCUGAACUCUAUCGAAGUUAAUGGGGCUGUGACAAGGAGCACCAGAGUGGGCCACUCAAUAUGAUCCUGAAAUUGGCAUUUGCUUGCAUUUCCCAAAACUCACAGCAGCACCAAUACUUCUCUGAACCCAGCAUGCUUAUUUGUUAGUAAGUGCAUUUGCUGGAAGUAUUUACAACAGAGUGUCUUCCUGAAAACUGCAGUGGCAAUUUGUCACAAUCAACCUCUGUAGUUUGACUUGGAAAAAUGCUUCAGAGGUUACUGAGGAGUUUAACGAAAUCCUUGCACUGUACAUUAAGAUUCCCCCCCCUUAAAAAAACACUUUUGUGGUGCUAUACUAGUCUCAUGGUUAGCUCCAGGCAACAGGUAGAACCUCCCUUUCCCUGAUGGCAGCUAAAAAAGAGAUGACAUCUCUUUCUAUUGAUCCACUGAAUACAGGUUGGUGGGAUAGCCAAAGGAAUCCUGAAGGAAAUUGAGCUCCUAAUUGAAAGGUGCUUUUUAAAUUAAUAACAAAAAUAUGAGACAUUCUUCUGACACUAUUGAUCCUUGUAUACAUUUUGCUGUGCUGGCAUUAUACCGUAAUGCUGAAUCAUGUCUGGUGUUUGUACUAAAAUCUUACUGAAAUCCAAUUGUACUGUUUCCAUUAGAAGAUCAAACACUAAACAGACUACGCAGGACUAUCCUCUGUUUUCUGUGUCUGCACUGAGCCAGAUCCUGUUUAGCUAAAGUCACACACUAGACUUUAUGUCAUGGCUUGAGAAUGCCCCAUUGGAACCGACUGAUUUCAGGUUUUGUAACUAACAAGAAUAUUUUUGUGGACCUCCAUUUCCUUCUAUUUAUUUUGACAUAGCUGGCAACAAUGAGCGUGGGGAGAAAAACAGAUUUUUUGUAUUUUGCCUUUAACAGAUUUUGAUGGGAAAUGUAUACUGGAAGCCAGGAACUGCACUGCAGGGAAAAUAAUCAACCCACUGUUUUGGAUAAGUUUGAAGUCUAGUUUGGCAGAGUUGAGAGAAGGCAGUGAGAAGAACUGCCUCCUCUUCACAAGAACACACUUACCAACACAUCCAUUAUAAGCAAACCCCACACAAAAUGCAACAAUACAUAUCCAUAAUAUUCUUCUGUCAUUUAAGGUCAGCUUAACCUUCUUGAAUAUGAAGCCAAGAACUCCCUAAGUUAAUCAUCAUCUACUGCAGAGCGGGUGGUUAUUUGAUUCUGAGGUUUUGUCCAAGACGGAACAAGCAUGUGAGAAACCAGUGAAAUGUGAGAUUCAUUUAUGCAAGGUCAGAGUGACCUCAGUUUCCAGAGAGGUCUACAAUAUUAUAAGGCCUUCAAAACAAAAAAUCGUUAAUGUCUAUCCCAAUGAUUAUUUAAGACAAUUGUCUAAGAACACCCUUUCCUCUCCAUGCUGUAGCAAGUUAAAUAAUCAUUAAUACUAAGAGAACCUGCCUAGCCUAGCCAGCAUCUGAUUGUCUCUGUAACCAGUUGCUUCCUGGCUUCAUUUGUGGUUAUUGUGAACUCUUAUUUCUUUCGUUUAUAUCCUGCUUUCCCCCUACCCUCUAGAAGACACACAAGGGGCUUCCAGAUAGGGCCCCACCCAGGCACCGACUAGAUCCAGUUCUCUAAGUUGCUCCACCAAGUGCUUUCAUCAUUUGAUUCUGUUGUCAAUGCCUGCUCUGAGACAUGCCCCUCUGCCCUUCCCUGUGUUCCUGCCCUACCCUCCAGGCACCCUUUCCACUUCCUGACCCCUCCAUUUGGUCUCCUGCUUGAUGACAAGCUGACGACCACUAGUGACAUUGGAAUGGACCUCACAGGCUCAGCCCUUUGCUCUGGCCUUGAACUGAUGCUCAAGCAGCCUCCAACUUACUCAUUAGCUUGGCUCCUUGCAGACUGCAAGUAAGUGAGAAAAAUGAUACGGUCAAAGGCUUGAGCAGAACAUCUCUCAUACUGUGUGAGCAGAAAGCUGCAUAUAAUGUUAAUAUUUCAUUGAUCAUGAUCUGGGCCAUCAGCAUACGUGUCAGUGGAGAACAAGCCACAGGCUUGGAAAUUAACAAUUAAUUUUAUAUUAAGGUUGGCAGAAUGGGAGCAGCAUAGUCAAUAGCUUUAGCAAACAUUAUGAUUUAUGUAUCACUUUUAAUUAAACAUGAAUUCUUUAGCAUUCUUUUAAAAAUGAGGACAUACUCAUACCACGAGGACUUGUGCCGGCAGAGUGUCUGAGAGUUCAAUUUUUAGUAUCAAUAUUUUAAUAGCAACAUAAUUAUAGACUACAUUUUUAUACUCAGGCUGAGCCUUUCAUUUUGUUUCUCCUUCUUCCCAGUUUCUAUCUUUCCUUUUUUUUUUAAGAAUAAUUUUUUAUUAACCGACCAAUCACAUCAAAUCAAACCAAAUUACAUAAAUUCCAAAUUACACAGCCGAAUUUUAAAUUUUUGUUGGGGGUACCCAUAUUUCAAGUUCCGAAGGGAUCCAAUCAACUUCUUGCUUCUUACUGCUGUUUUAAUGUCCACAAAUCUAACCUUAUGAUGUUCACAGUACUAUCCAGUCCUUUCUUAUUAUUUUUCCACAUCACUUGUUGUUAUUUUCAUAUAUUUUUCUUUUAUCUUUGUGACCUCUGAUAGUCUCCGCAAGCUGGUUAGAACAGUUUGUAAUCCUGCGUGGAUAUUUUUCUUUUAUCCAGUAGCCAUAUCCAGACGUUUUCCAUAUAACAUCACUUCCAUACAUCAAAACAGUCUUAGCGUCAUUAAUCUUCACCAAUCUGCCUCCUUUCUCAAAACCUCUGAGGAGAUUCACUAGGAAUGCAGUCUGAAAACAAAUCCGUUCUUCCUCCCAGCUAUAAAUCCUUUGGCAAGAUGGCGACUCCGAAUUAAUUGCUGCGCCAUUCCCAAAAGCUCUUAUUGCUUUUUGGUCUCCAUAAAGCAUACUUUUGGUUAAAGUUUAUCUCCACACAGACCUUAAUCAUCCUGCUUGGGUCAGUUCAACCGACGGUUCUAAUGAGGAGGGGUUCUUGUAAAUCACGUAAAAGGAAAGUAAAAAAGGUCCCCCCCCAUUCAGCCCCGUUGUCAACAUAGUGUGUAUCUUGGUGUAUCUUCAUCGUAAAAUAUUCCAGUUUCUCCAGCCCGUCGUCUUCUUUCGCAGAGGUCACUUAAAUUAGCAGACUUCACUCCCCUUCUUCACUUGAAAUAUGUGCAUUUGCUUCUUUUGUAAUUAAUUAUUCCAAAUUGCUGCAACUAGUGCGCGAUCAGAGACAGCGUCCAGGAGAGCCAAAGUCCACACGGGGGCAUUCUGCCAAGGGCCCUCACCCCCUUCUUUCGAAUUAGGGGGUGAUUUAUGGGCACAGCAGGCAAGGGCAGUGUUCCCCAUUUCCUUGGGGCAACAAGGGAGGCUGCCUACUCCCAUAACAGCCUCUUAAUUACCCCGUGUGGGUCGGAGAGAUGGUAUUGUCGGCCAUCUUCCAAUGCGCCCCCUAGUGGCCCCCCUACCAGUUUCUAUCUUUCCUGCCUGUCAACAUGCCAACAGCCUGGUCAGGAACAUGGGCACAGCACAGAUGAACAGCUGAUAUGAAAGCAUGCACAAUAUCGGAUGGCUCCUGUUGAAGUUUGAGAUUAAUUUCUUUCAAUCUGUUGUCCAUGUUUAGUUUCUAAGUGUUUUGCUGCUGGUGGUACUGGAAUCAGAAUGUGGAUUUUUCUCUGUAAAUUCUGCUUGCGAAACAAAGAGAGAUGCAAAAUGUUCGUAAUUUGCAUUGCAAGCCUAAACAUGUCUACUCAGAAGUCCUAUUGAAGUCAACUGGGAUUACUCUCAGGUAAAUGGGAUUAGGAUUGCCUUAAAUUUAUAGCCCUACCCUAUGCUGCCUUGGGAUUCAGUUCCUAUGCAUGCUUAAUUGAAAUAAAUUCCAUUGAACAUAGUGGGUCUUACUUCUGAGUAAGCAUUGAUCCACUGGUUUCCAAUACAGUGCUACCUUGGUUUACAAACUUAAUCCAUUCCAGAAUUCCGUUCUUAAACCAAAGCGUUCUUAAACCAAGGUGUGCUUUCCCAUAGCAGCAGGGGACUCAAUUUACAAAUGGAACACACUCAACAGGAAGUGGAACAUGUUCUUAAUCCAAGGUAAAGUUCACAAACCAAAACACCUACUUCCGGGUUUGCAGCGUUCUUAAUCCAAGUUGUUCAUAAACUAAGCUGUUCUUAAACCAAGGUGCCACUGUACUUCUAGUGUCUGCCAGCACUGUGCUGAACAGUUCUUUAUUUCUUUUUUAAAAAACAAAAACAAAAACAAAACAAAAACCUAUUCUCUGUCAGUUAAUGAGAACAGAAAUUGCAUUCAAAAAUGAUCAAAGUAGAGGGGAAAUAGUCAUGAAAUUCUCAUGGCUGGGGAGCAGGGGUUUUAUUCUACUGACUUUCAAGGUGGCCAAGGGGUGUUUGUGAGAGUCCUUUAUUUCAAUAUACAAACCAUCUCUCCAGUGGCCUGCACUCUGCAGAAUUUCAUGAUUCUCCAUUUCCCCACAUCAUCCUUACAAUAACCUUGUGGGGUAGGUUAAGCUGGCCCAAGUUCUCACCCUAAGUUUCAUGGCAAAAUGAAUCCUGGUAUCCCACAUCCUAAUUCUCCUAAUAUCCCUCUACCUUAUUCCACAUUCUGGGGGGGGGGGGAGUUGAAGGCGUGAAUAAACUGGGGAAGAGGGACAAAUUUUCCCCAUUGAUCUGGAGAUGGAUGGGGUCCCUUGUUAGUGCCUUUAAAACUACCCAAUUCAGGCAGCAGCCCUGUAUACACUUAUCAGGGAGCAGCCCCCAUGGAGUAGUCACUGGUACAGCAUAUGAUGAUUCCCCAGCCUGUUGUUGUCCAUUUUUUUUCAACCAGAGAGAAACAAAGUCAGAUUUAUGCUGAGUGGGAUUCUGUAUUUAAUAUGUAUAUAUAUUCCAGGGUUCUGAACAUUUUUACUUUAAUUUUAAGUGCCAAGUUUCUUUAAAUAACAAUAAUUUAAUAGUAAAGUACACAGUUAAAAAGGUAAAGGGACCCGUGACCAUUAGGUCCAGUCGUGACCGACUCUGGGGUUGCGGCGCUCAUCUUGCUUUAUUGGCCGAGGGAGCCGGCAUACAGCUUCCGAGUCAUGUGGCCAGCAUGAUUAAGCCGCUUCUGGCGAACCAGAGCAGCACACGGAAACGCCGUUUACCUUCCCGCCGGAAUGGUACCUAUUUAUCUACUUGCACUUUGACAUGCUUUCGAACUGCUAGGUUGGUUGGAGCAGGGACCAAGCAACAGGAGCUCACCCUGUCACGGGGAUUUGAACCACCGACCUUCUGAUCGGCAAGUCCUGUGGUUUAACCCACAGCGCCACCCGCGUCCCUAAAGUACACAGUUACUGGCCUUUAAUUAUUUAUCUAAAUGUGUGCUUAAUUAUUUAAAACAAAAAUUAACCAUGCCCCUUUGAAUGAUUCUGAAGUGCCAUUUUUAGUUAAUUCCCCCAGCCUCCACCCUUUGAAAAUUCUUUUAUAAAGCCCUGGUGAAGGCAGCUGGAGACGUUGGAGAGAAAUGGAGAAAUGACUAACCAAAAUGCUCAGGCCACUAAAGGUUGCCUUACAAUGAUGCUUACCUUCAAGGUCAGGUGCCUUUGUGGAACAGUGCCUCCUUUCCAUCCCAUAAUCCAAUAAAGAGCAUGGAGUCAGGUCCCCCGUCCCCCCGCCAGGCCAGUACAGACCCCAAAACUGGCUUCACACCAAUCCAGGAAGUGGAUUUACAGGCUGCCUGCCAAUCAGCUAAUCACAGAUGGGCUGACCAGCUGGCUUCACCACUGGGACAGAUUGGACUGAGCCAGCAGGCUUCACUUCGGACCACCCUCUUGGAAUUUAAAUAAGGCCAGCCUUCAUCUCCUCAUCCAGUUCCUCAUUGGAUCGCCUGUCCUCCCUGUCCUUUUUCUUGGCUCCAGCACUAUCCAUGACCUUACUAUGGACUACUGUUGGUUGCCGUAUUCAGGGCCAGGUAGGAAUUUGUCCACCAGACUAAUUGGCUCUGUCCUUUGGCUUUGCCUACCUCAUAGCAUUUGUUCCAACUUUGGUGGUUAAGGCAUUGGGUCAGCCUUGGUCUUUGGAAGAGGGGAGGUUGUAGCCUCUGCCUGCCCCUCCAGUACUUGGGUAUCCUGUUAAAGGGAUCUGGAAGGAGUUACUUCUGUCCAGAAGCCCAGGCAGGGGCUCAGGCCAUAGCACUCCUCAAGUUAAAGGUAAGGUACGCCUGACCAUUAGGUCCAGUCAUGGACGACUCUGGGGUUGUGUGCUCAUCUCGCUAUAUAGGCCGACGGAGCCGGCAUUUGUCUGCAGACAGCUUCCGGGUCAUGUGGCCAGCAUGACUAAGCCACUUCUGAUGAACCAGAGCAGUGCACGGAAACACUGUUUACCUUCCCGCCAGAGCGGUACCUAUUUAACUACUUGUACUUGAUGUGCUUUUGAAUUGCUAGCUGGGCAAGAGCUGGGACCGAACAACGGGAGCUCACUCCAUCGCGGGGAUUCGAACCGCCAACCUUCUGAUCAGCAAGCCCUAUCUUUGUCUUGGGUUGACCCCCACAUGUGUACUCCAGCAGGUGGGCUUUUGGUUCAAAUAGUAAUACCCAAUGCCUUGCCAACACCUACACCUGUAAUCAAUAAAGUCGUGACCUGAUUUGACACAAAUUAAUGUGUCCAUUGUGCUUUCUUGGGAGAUGGGGGUGCCUGGUUCACACAAUGGUUAGGAAAUCUGUAAGUUUUGGUUUCUGCUAGUUUCUCACUUCUGCAGUCUUAAAUUCAGUUGCCACAUUUUCAAUUUGUUUGCUUGUUUGUUUGAAAUUGGGUUGAAUCUCUCUCGCCCACCUCCCACUCCACUCUGCACCCACCAAAAUCAUAAAGAAAUUCUAAAGUGCCCCGCAAAUCAAGGCAAAAAAAUGGGGACCUUCUUUUCAUGGGAAGAAAACUUUUAGAAAGUAGGAGGAGACAUGUUAAUGCUCUGUAUAGUCUGGUAUAAACAUGUCAACAACAACAACCCACAGCCUCCAAGGGUACACAUGGUGAGAAACCAGCUUGUGGGGUCAUCAUACAGUUGCACUCAAUUUAGCUCUAGGAUUUGAUACAAUCCUGCAGUGAAGCAGUCAUAUUUUCCCAACUUAGCUAUUUUGUGGCAUCAUUUAAAGCUUUUAGGCACAACAGGGAUGAUUUGGCUGAGGGAAGUAGGUUACAUCUGUUUGCAUUUGCUGAAAGGAGGGCUUUGCUUUUGGCCAGAGAUGAGAAGGUGGCAUGAAUCAGCUUGGAGGCAAAGAACAUGUAUUUGAAUGUCUGUACCCAGGAUGUGUGUUCACUGCACAUCACUGAUGUGAAAAGUAAGACGUGACUUUCCUGUAUGUAAAAAUUCAAUUGAAGAGCCACACCACAUCAGUCAAACCAUUUUAGCACCUUUCUUGCUCUUUGUCUUGCAUUGACAACAUUCACAAAUGAUUUCUUAAUCUGACAGGUAUCCAUAGGUAUCAUGGGUCAAAAUGCUCUGAGACUUUUAGCUGAAUAGCCAUGAAGAACAUUGGUGAUAUACAAGCAUACAUCAAAAGCAAUCUAAUAGCUUGGCUCUGAGGUGUAUGACACCCCACCACAGUGUCUAUAAAAGCAGAUUUUCAAAGGAAGAAGAGGUGGCAUCUUUUGGACUGUAGUGAACCAGAGUCUGUCAAAGGUAAUAAUGCCCACUGAUAAUGGAGACUUAGGAUUGCAAUCAUACCAUUAUUAUCUUAUGUAACUUCUGUAGGUUGAAGGAUGAGGUUCUUUUGAGUUAAGCAUUUAGAACAGUUUAAAACAUGCCUAAAAUAAAUUCUAUUUUGAGUAAAGGGGAUUAUCUAAUUUCAUAUAUUUUUUCCUGGCGACCAAUCAGGAAUGUUCUCGACACAUUAAUUUAUUACAGCUCUGCCAGAUAAACUCAUUUUUAUAUGUUUCAGCCCAAGCUUCACUUCUUUUUCAGAAAAGAAAAACUUAACAGUUAUGCAAUUCACACUUAUCUUUUAUAAUAAUACUUGUCUAAAUGCCAUAAACACAAUUUUUAAAGGGGAAAAAACUGGUUUAGUUUGGGUGAGCUCCAGAAGCAGAUCCUCUGCAGUCUUUGGUUCCUCUUUGAUUACCAGUUCAAUGCUGUAGAGUCAGCAGUGGGCAACCUGUAUGCCUUGGCCUAAUUUCAAAUGGUCUGUGUCUAUUAUCAGGCAAGUCGGGAAAGUUCACAGGAAGAAAAGGAGGUUUUCUGUGAUAAACAGCAGGUUUUCCUUGUUAAAGUGGUGAUGGGAAAUCACAGGGCAAAUGGAAGAAAACACAGGACAAACAUAAGUGUGGAUGAGCCCAGAGACAGGAAAGGGGUGCCAGAAAGAGGGCAGGGAGAAGAAGAAUGAGACACUGCCUGAUGUAGCCCUUUCCACUACUGCCAAUGUAAAUUAUGAAAACUCAGCUUUCUUUUUUUUAAAGAGCUUUUAUGGAAAGAAAUUAGUAAAUCUGUAAAUAUGUCAUAGAGACAAAUCAUUGUUACCUGUAUGAUUAUAUAUGACUUUUUUGUUUGUGUGUUUCUUUGUUGCAUUUAAAUCCCAUUUUUUCCUCCAAAGAGAGCAAGGUGGCAAACAUGGUUUUCUGCUUUCUCAUUUAAUACCCACAGCAAUCCUGUGAGGUAGGCUAGGUUGAGAGUCAGUGACUGGCCCAAGGGUUAUAGAUAAUGCCUGCUAGGGCACUUGUCUUGUAAUAACACUUAGUCAGUUCAUACAAUAUGAAGUUUCUUAUAGGGUACAAACACCUGAAGUGUCCCUGAAUUAUAUUAAUUAUGUUAAUCUAACCAAUUUUUGGAAACCAGUCAGGAAUUCUUAAAAUGCAGGAAACAGCCCUGAUCAAAAUAAAUGUUGUGACAGAUUUCUUGCAAAUUGCACUGAACUAAAACUUGAAUUAGCAAUUUUUCAAGUAGUUUCACUUCAAAGUCCAAUAUACUGCCUCAAACAUUUGUCACCCAAGGAAACAGAAUGUGCUGAUAUUAACCAUCUAAGGGUUUGCUGAACAUUCAAUCUGUCCAUUUAGGGUUGCCUAAGAGACUGCUUCCUCUGCUUGAUCCAAUAUUGAUUUCUCAUGUUGACUGAGAGCGUUCUCAUAUGUAAGAUUUGAAUUUCCCCAUGAGGGGGAAAAAAGCACUCUCCCCCACCCUCAUGAAAAAAGCACUUUUCUCCUAAACAACUCUCAGUAACUUUAACAACUGAGAGUUCCAAGGAUUCUUUGGUCUAUAUGGACAUUGUAUAUGUUUCCCCAUUUCUGUUACUAGGAGUGCCUCCUCUGAGUUCCUUCAGCUGAUGACUUUGCUGUGGAAAAAACAUAGCACAAUUGCAGAAUGUGAGGGGAAAGUGGAGCCAUCAACAAAAUAAUGGAGUGUGGACUUUUCCUCCAUUAUUCUUCCAUCCUUCCUCCACAGUCAGCAUUCCUCCCUAGACACUGAUCCUGGUCAGUACUUAUUGCCUGGCUUUGGAAGGUUCCCCCUUUAGGGUUUUGUUCUGCGGAUUUUCUUUCUUUCUUUUUGCACAUCUGUAAACUUCAGAGGUUCCCCCAAAUGUGCUGAGACCUCCCUCAUGCACACAUGGUGCCAUUUUGUCUAUAUAAGCAAUGGUACUCUCCCUUUGAACAUAAAAAUGAAAAUAUAAGUACCAAUUGUUGAGAAUGAGGACGGUAUUAUGAACACCAGUAAAAGCAAUGUGAUUUAUAUGUAAACAGAUAUAAAGUAAGGCUAUUUAGAAAAUCGCUUCUAUUUUCUUACCACUAAAAAGGAGGCACAUGGAAACAAAACAAUUUGACACAAUCCUACUUUCAUCUGCUGUUGUGUUUUCUUUAAUGUUGAGUGUUGUUGGUUUCUGUCUCAGCUCUAUAUGCAUCUCAUGACAGCUUGCCUAACAGUCUUGCUCAUGCAGCAUCAAAACAGUAAGUGCAAUCUCUUAAUGGUCAAAAGUCAUGAGGAGAUUUGAUUUUCUGUCAACCUCAUGCUGUUUUAUGAAGGCCCACUGGGGUUAUUAGUGAGCAAUUUACAUUUCAGGUAGUCACAUCACGCAAAGAAAUUAAUAAGCAUACAGAAUUGUACUGGAUGUUUCUAUCAGUAAAACAUAUGGGAGUAGCAACAGCAGCAGAUACUAUUUAUGCUUAUUGAAUAUGAUGUUUCUUUUCGUUUCAAAGGUCAUACUAUUUGUCAUUUAUUACAUGUCACCUUAAAUCAAUGUGGGCAUACCUAGCUAUCUCUUUUUUCCGUCCUUGGCUUGGUUCUCACAAAUAGCAACUAAGGUGGUUAUCCUGUAUCAAGACUGUACCAUGUUGACUGCAGAUAAGGCUCUCCAUAAAAAAAAAGUCUGCACUUUUUUCCAGGGACGUUCUUGAUUUAGAGAAACCAUCUUGGUUUCUGAUUUGAUUCCAGAAUGUUCCACUAUUCCUUAGGACAUCCCUAUUUGCAUUGGAGAAAUGUUGGAGGGUAUGAAGUUAUUCAGCUCCUGAACCUAUACAGGCUAUCCUGUAUAGGGAAGUUUUUUUAAUGUUUAAUGUUUUAUUAUGUUUUUAUAUAUGUUGGAAGCUGCCCAGAGUUGCUGGGGCAACCCAGUAAGAUGUGAGGUAUAAAUAGUAAAAUUAUAAUUAUGGAAUGGGACAUCCCUAUUUUCAUUGGAGAAAUGUUGGAGGCUAUGCACAUAAAAGUGGUUUAUUAAAGAAGAAAUAAUAAUUACAAAAAACUCUCAUCAACUGUGGGAAGAGAACUAUACUGCUCCUUGCCAAGGGCACAAGCAACCCUAGAUAUGCUUCUGCAUGGAGCUCUGGAAACUGUAGCUCUGUGAAAGGAGGAUAUGACUCUCCUAAACAACUCUCAGUAUCCUUAACUAACUACAGUUCCAAUGAUUCUUUGGGCUUUAUGGACACAAUAUAUGCUCCCCCAUUUCUCUUACUAGGAGUGCCUUCUCUGGGUUCCUCCAGCUGAUGACUUUGCUGUGUGAAAAACAUAGCACAAUUGCAGAAUGUGAGGUAAAAGAAGAACCAUAACAAUAAAAAAUUCUGCAGUGUGGAUUGUGGAUUGCUCCUCCAUUGUUUUUCCAUCCUUCCUCCACAUUCCAUUUCUUGGUCAGUGUUCCUUGAUGGGUGGGUUGCAGUUCCCAUUUGUGAAUAUGAUUCACUUUGAUAAGACACAUAUGUGGGGGGGGGGGGAGGCAAUCACAGGUGCCCAGAUCCCAAGACGACUUGGAAACUGAAUUUUUGGUAAUCCCAUAUCAUUUGGCAUCCCAGGGGCAUUUUCUUCUUCUCAACAGAAUAGCACCCUGGGAGGUACUUGAAUCGCCUUCCAAGUGUUGUAACUUAAAGCUGUUUGCCAAAUAGUUUUAAGCAAUUCCCGUCAUUUUCCAUUAACUGCAGGUGCUGCUAUCUCUGACAGCUGUUUUAAACGGAUUUUGUGCAACACAAGAUGUCCAGCCUGAUUACAUUUCAAGAUACAGGAAAUGCUGCUGAGUAUUUAGGUGAAUAAAGAAGGAAGACUUCCAAAGUUCAGGGGAAAUGCCAUUUACCUUUCUGCAAGGAAGUUGAAAGAUAGGAAACGGCGAUUAGGAAUUCUAUUAAAAUGAGAUAUUAAUGCAUUGCACAUAUAAGGUAAACUCUUGAGGAAAUUAUUACAAACACUUGUGUCCCACCACAGCUUUCUUUAAAUCACCCUAAAUCACUUUGGAGAUUUAGAAGGUGCUUAAUCAUGUGGGAUGUAAAGGGUUAAGGGCAGGGUUUUUUUAAUGAGAUAAAAAAAUAUUGAAGUUGUUUACCUCAAUAGGUUAGUAAGAGGGGCAAAGGAAAAUGAAAAGAGAUAUUAAAAACUCAAUUACUAUCAUCAUCACUGAAGUACAAGGGGUUACUUAACAGAACAUGUUACUUCAGCUGACUUUGACAUUGCACAAAUGUUUUGAAACCAUGAUGCUUGAUGCUACAGGAGGAAUCAUUAAGAAGCAGUCUUUGGGCUCAGUCAGUCAACCAGCUACAAAUCCAGCUAACAAUAAUCUUGUCUAGUCCACAUUUUACCAUUUUCUCCACAAGAAUGUCUUGGGGACUUUGUCAAAAGCCUUACUCUAAUCAAGAUACACUAUGUCCACAGCAUUCCGCUUAUCCAAUUGCAAUUCUAACAAAAUAAGAAAUUAGAUUCUUUGGGCAUGAGUUCUUUUUGAGAAACCCAUGCUGGGUUUUAGUAGUCACAGCAUCCCUUUCUAAGUGCUCACAAACCAGCUGUUUUAUUAUCUUUUCUAGGAUCUUUCCUGGUAUCGAUGUCAAGCUCACCUGUCGGUAGUUACCUGGUAGUAGUUACCUUUCCCCCCUUUCUGAAGAUGGGGACAACAUUUGCCCAACUCCAGUCUGUAGGGAUCUCACCUGCUCUCCAAGAAUUCUCAAAGAUCAUGGACAAAGGCUCUGAAAUUACAUCCACAAGUACCUUUUGUACCCUUGGACGCAUCUUAUCAGGCCAUGAAGAUUUGAAUUCAUUUAAGUAGCUAGGUGUUCCCUUGCUACCUCUUUUCCUAUCUUCGGCUCCAGCUCCUUCCUUGUAUCAUUUAUUAUGUUAUCACCAGAUUGGGCACUGCUUUUCUUUUGGGUGAAGACAGAGGCAAAGUAGGUGUCAAGGAGUUCCUCCACCCUUCUGUUACCCAAUAGCAUUUUACCACCUUCUCCAAGCAAAGGACCUACCACUUGCUUGUUUUUCCUCUUGCUUCAAACAAAGCCAAGGAAACCUUUUAUUAUUAUUAUUAAUCUCUCUUGUAAGCCUAAAUUCAUUCUGAGCUUUGGCCAGCCUGACCUUCUUGCUGCAGCUGUUGGCUUCUCAUGUAUGCUCUACCUUUCUUCCAUUUCUUAACCAUGUUUACUUGAAACUAAGUCCUGCUAAGUUGAAUGGACUUUCUUACUAGUAAAUAUGCUUAGAAUGUAAGCCUUAGUGACGUUGUUUACAUUUCAAGUGACAUCAGCCUUGUCUCUUAAUUAAAGAAAAAUCCAUUGGGUCAAACCGAUCCUAUUUAAAAUCAUCCAUAUACAUAACAAGCCUAUGCUCAAAGCCAAAUUAAUGUCUGCGGCAGGAAGGAGGGCCCAAGGUAGCCCAUUAUCCAUGGUGACCUCAGGCCAAAGAGAGAAUUUUGUAAGAUCCAAAUAACAGCUCUUGGACUCUACAGCUGCAGUUCAAUGAGGUAUUAAUUAUAGGCACUUCUAAGUUCAAAUCUUUACUAAGUCUGCCUGUGUUGCAGGCAAAUUCUGUGUUGCAGUGUGACAACAUUGUGUUGUUUGCGAGAAAGGGUGGGAUAGAACAACAAUAGCAACAAUUCUGUUUUUAGGAAGCUGCCUUACAUCAAGUCAGACUGUUGGUUCAACUAACUCAGCACAGUCUACACUGACUGGAAAAGUCUCUCCAGGGUUUAUCCAGUCUGACUGGAAAUGCCCAGGAUUUAACCUGGGACCCUCUGCCUGCAAAAGCAGUUGCUUUUCCACCAAGCUGUGGCCCUUCCCCUGCUUACUAGUGCCUUGUCUAAAUGUAUUUCCCAACUCCAAUUCUAUACUUAAUUACACAACCACCACUUUUCAGGAAAACUAUCUUGAUAUAUAAGGUAAAGGUAAAGGGACCCCUGGCCAUUAGGUCCAGUCGUGACCGACUCUGGGGUUGCGGCGCUCAUCUCGCUUUAUUGGCCAAGGGAACCAGUGUACAGCUUCCAGGUCAUGUGGCCAGCAUGACUAAGCCGCUUCUGGCGAACCAGAGCAGCACACGGAAACGCCGUUUACCUUCCCGCUGGAGCGGUACCUAUUUAUCUACUUGCACUUUGAGGUGCUUUCGAACUGCUAGGUUGGCAGGAGCAGGGACCGAGCAACGGGAGCUCACUCCGUCGUGGGGAUUCGAACCUCCAACCUUUUGAUCGGCAAGUCCUAGGCUCUGUGGUUUAACCCACGGCACCACCUGCAUCCCUAUCUGGAUAUAUAGGAACCCUUAAAAAAAUAACCACAACUGACUUGUUUUCAAGCAUCAGUUUAUGCCUGCUACUUCUCUCCACCCCCACCCCCACCCCUUGACACAGAACAGUGUUUGCUGAAGACUACUCAAAAAAAUUAUUAGCUCUCAUGGCAUUUACAGCCUUGGAUGUAUAUUACAAACAUUAACUAAUUAAUAAUGCAUCAUUAUUUUCAGGCAUGUAAGCAUUUCUAGACAUUGGGAUAAACCAUAAUAAUUUCCCCACCCUGCAUUUAUACACCAUUCUCCUCCCUGCAAAUCUCUAAGAUUGCUACUGGCUGACUGUGCUCUGGGUACAAAGCCUGUAAGUGGUUUCUAAAGCUCACGAUGCCUUGCAACUGCGGAUCUGGCUCCAGGCAAAGCCCUUCGUGAGGUACAUUGUUUAUAAAUUAACAUGCACUUAACAUUUGCCAGUUGGUUUUUAUAUAGCCUCUUUAGCUAAUUUGAGACCCUGGACUUAAUAGUCUUGUGCCCUCCCCCUUGAAAUGGUCCUGGGUAUUACUUCUGUUGUGAAGCACACAAUUAUUGUCUUCCUUCUCUUUGCCCCUCCAUGCCAUUCCAUGCUUUACAACUGCUUCUUCCAACCCUGAUAAUAUAUAUGCAUAUAUAUUCUGAGCAUAUGCAAUUUAAAGGUAGUAAUAAAAUGAGCAUCUGGAACCAUCUGUAUGCCUGGACAAGUUGCCCCCAAAUAUUAAAUAUUUUUAAAGUAAAUAAAAAGUGGGUGGUCACUGUGAGAGCAGGAUCCUGGACUUAGAUUGGACAAUUGGUCUGAUCCAGCAGGUUCUUCUUAUGUUCUUAUGACAUUGUAGUGACCUGCAUCAGCUUUGGAGGGCUCUGAUGUUGUCACACCAGCCCUGGUGCUUAUGUGGAUCCCAUUUGCCACUGUUCUCAUGACCUACUGCUUUCUGGAUGGUCGUUUGGGCUUUUCCUGGGCUGUGGGUCCCUGCACUUUGGCCCAAGCAUCCAGCCCUUGCUGCACAACUAUAUCUUACCUGCCUCUGCAAUGUGUAUACCCACAUAUACAUUGUUAGGGAUAGUAUAACCCUACCUUUUGCAGUGAAAGAAUUUAUUUCAAAAAUAUUCCAUGGCAGAUUACAUGUACAAUGACAUUUAUUUAAGAAAAUGGAGGUGGAGAGCCUAAUGACUAUACUUCUGCCACAGGAAGUCGGAAGCUGGGACUGGGAAGUGGCGUACUGUGUGACAUUAGGAUGCCACAAAGCUGGGUACAGAUAUCUCCUCAUUUACCGCCUCUGGAGGAAACACACAAACAGAAAGGUGGAUAUUUGUUUUUCCCAGUAGUAACUAACUAUACAGUGGUACCUCAGGUUAAGUACUUAAUUCGUUCUGGAGGUCCGUACUUAACCUGAAACUGUUCUUAACCUGAAGCACCACUUUAGCUAAUGGGGCCUCCUGCUGCUGCCGUGCUGCCGGAGCCCGAUUUCUGUUCUCAUCCUGAAGCAAAGUUCUUAACCUGAAGCACUAUUUCUGGGUUAGCGGAGUCUGUAACCUGAAGCGUAUGUAACCUGAGGUACCACUGUAUAUAGGGAAAUAUCGUGUAUUAAGAGACAAGUGCAAGUGAUUCAUUAAAUUUGGCUUAGUAACUACCUUUACUGAAGAAAAAGGCAUCACUAGGGUCACUAAGUAAGGAAAUUGGAUGGCAUCAACAUGCUUGUACAGUACAAAUGUUUGUUUUACAUCUGCCAAAAGAUAAGUGCUGUAGUAAUGCUGAAUAUUAUAGGAACGAGCAGAAACCCACAUUGGAUGAGCAGACACACCAAUAAUGAUCAUCCUGAAAAUAAUUCAUUUUCAGGUAAGAAUCAUAGAAUUUUAGAGUUGGAAGGGAUCACGAGGGUCAUUUUGUCCAGCCCCCUGCAAUGCAGGAAUCUCAACUAAAGCAUCCAUUUCAGAUGGCCAUCCAACGUCUGCUUUAAAACCACCAAGGAAGGAGAGUCCACAUCCUCCUUAGGAAGUCUGUUUCACUGUCAAACAGCUCUUCCUGAUGGUUAGCUGGAAUCUCAUUUCUUGUAAUUUGAAGCCAUUGGUUUGGAUCCUAACCUCCAGAGCAAGAGAAAACAAGCUUGCCCCGUCUUCCAUGUGACAGCCCUUUAGAUGUUUGAAGAUGGUUAUCAUAUCACCUCUCAGUCUCCUCUUCACCAAGCUAAACAUCCCCAGCUCCCUGAACUGUUCCUCAUAAGGCUUGGUUUCCAGUCCUUUGACCAUCUUGGUCACCCUCCUCUGCACAUGUUCCCCCUGUCAAUAUCUUUCCUAAAUUGUGGUGCUCAGAACUGGACACAUAAACUGGAAUGUAACAGAUCUACUUCUGAGUAAUGAUGUCUCUGAUAACAUAUAAAGACACCAUCUUUGAUUUUAACAAAUACCCAAAUACCCCGUAUAGCACUAUGGUGCUUUUGUCCUCGCACAGCAGAAACAAAUUUUCUUAUGCCACCGUAGUCCUCACUCUCCUGCCUUGUGACAAUGCAUCUUUGGAUAAACUGGUUAGUACAUUUUAUGAAACACUAAAUUGCCGUGUUAAUUUUGAAAGCUUUGAAAUGCUGAAAUGGUAGUUUGCUUGAAAUUUACAGUGGUCAUCUUUCUUUUUGGUAUAUGGCCUUUGGAAGGUUUCAUAUUUAAUUAAGGGCGCCCAAUCCUGCAGAAGACCCACUGAAAUUAAUGUGUGCAGUGCAGCAGCAUUACCAAGUCUGUAACUUACUAUAUUGUCAAUAAAAUAAAACAUAAUUUAAGAGUGUGGAGUUUGACAUAUAGAUGCUGUUUCAAAGCCAGCACCUACUCUUGUGUUCUCCUGCCAUGUUAAAAUUAACCACCUGUCUGAGAACUUAUGGCUACUAUAAUUCUCCAACUAGUCAUUAUAAAUAGCAAACUUGUAAAUACUUUGACAGCUUUCAGGGAUCACUGACCUUGAAUUCCCUUCACAAAGUAUAGCUAAAAAUUGUGCAAGCUAUCUGUGUUAAGCAGAGCCUAUAUUUAUACAAUUUCUACAAAUGGGUAAUACAGGAAAGUAGCUUCCUUCUCUUGGCCUCAUGCUGCUAGUUUUACUGGAUCUAUUUUAACAAGGGGUGGGAUCAUUUUUAAAGAACCAUCAAUUCAUGAUCACCCUUAAAGGUUGUGGCCUCCAAAAAUAUUAGGGCAGAUUGCUCAUGAAAUUCUCCUUUCCAAUCCUCAUCGGAAAUGGCUUAUUACAGUGAAGUUUGCUCAGGAGGAGUUGUAUUUUUUUUUAAAAAAUGAUGUAAAACAUUCGUAUGCUGCCCUUCCUUCAGUGGGUUCCAGGCUGGUGAAUAAGUAUCCAAAAUAUGUUAUUUAUAUAAUACAACACAAAAAUAUACAAUGAAACCAUAACGUUCACAACAAUAUGAGGUGGUAACUUAAACUCACAUGUCAUACUAAGGUAUGACAUAGAAUAAGAAGCCUAGGGAAAUAGAAACAUUUUAUCCUGGCACCCAAAAAAUAGUGGGUUCCAGGGGCUCCUUUUUAGAGAGGGUAUUCCAUAAUUGAGGUGCCACCACCAAAAAUACCUCUCCUUUGUUAUGUAGCACACUUGUGAUAAGGUACUUUGGGAAGAGUUUUUGGUUAGGUUAGGAGGGGUGGAAAACCUCUGACCAACCAUGUGCUACUGGACUCCAGCUUCCAUCAUCCUGGCCACUGCCCAUGUGGUCUUGGAUUGAUGAGAGUUAGCAUCCAACAACAUCAUGAAGGACCACAGGAUCUCCAUCCCUAGCAAACUCCCCAACAUACUUACCCUUUGUUUUUGCUUCAAUAGCUACAACAUAUGAAUUUCAUUUUCCGAGAGCUGGUUAUCCCAGACUCAUCUGAGCUGUGCUCACUGAGCUACUCCGAUGAGUAACAUUCUUCCAGCUUGAUCCAGCCACCUAUUCUGGCAGGAGCAGAGACCUCAAAAAAUCUUUGCUCUACAUUGCAGCAAGAAGCCAGGCCACCAAAUGUCAGGAACAUUUCAGUGAUUUGCCCAAUAGCAGUACUUUAUUUUAACUUUCCUGGUAUCUCAUAUUUACUCCCGUAGGCUGAAACAGAAGGACCUAAUUGCUAUUGGGGCAGUUAAGCCCCAUAUUCCAUUAGCAGUGAACAUAUAUAGGGAAGCGUAUACACCUUCCCUGUUGCCCUGGUGUGGCGAUUAACAGGUGCAAGCCCAGAGGAUCAUGGGAGAUGUAGUUCUGCCAAUGAUUGCUGCAGUUACACUGGAGGGCUUUUGUAUGCCAGUCGGGAGAGCUUGAGGAACAUGAAGGCUGGAAUAUUCUGUCUCAGGUUGGUUGAUCCAUGGGGCAGGGUGGUGGUGGUCCAAAUUAAUCUAAGAAAAGCUUGAAAGAGCUAAAAAAAUUCUACCAGGAAGUCCCUUCGAUGUCACUGCUUCUCUGUAAACUUAAAAAGGACUGAACUGUUGGUAUAUUUUCCUUUGAUGUUUUCACAGAUUAUGCCAGCUGCCAUUCUGUAAUUAGCACAGCUUUGUUAUCAUUGGUGGCAUUGAGCAGUGCAGGGUGGUGGGUGAUGGAAUGGGGAACAACUAAAGGUCUAUAAGUAUGGCCUAGGAAGUCAAAAGCUGCCCCAAAGAUCCAAUAACUGAUUUGUCUUAAAGCUUAGGUCUCAAAGCUAUUGGUCACAUGACCUUUGAAGAAAUCUGGGGCUGAAAGCAUUACUUAAUAAAACCACAAGCUAUCUAAAACUCAAUAACUGGGGAUUACAAAUGAGGGUUGUUAAGAAGAUCGACAUGUGUUAUUUUUCUUCUUGUUUAUUUUCAAGUGGUGAAAAGGCUACGAUCAAUAAGAAGACUAGUUAGCCAAGUAAUUCAUUUCAGCAUUUUGCAUCAAAAUUUUCCUGAAACAAAGGAUUGCUACAGGGUGUCAGCUGAUGCAUAUUGAAAGCAUAAAAAUGUGAUCACUUGACUUGUGAGUUGACAACUUAGAACAUUCACAAUCACAGCAAUUUAUAACAAGUUUGGGCACUACACAAAAUGUUAAGGAAGCAUUUAUUCAGCAAGGAGUAUGACCCAUUCCAUACAUAGUCUUCUGCCAGUUGGAAGAAGCUUUGACCUCCCAGACUGUUUUCAUUUAUGUUUUAGUGGUCCUCAAAUGGUCCAAAUUUCAAAUCUUCUAUGCUUUCAUUCCAUACUAGUCAAAUACUUUAUAUUUGUAUUUUUCUAGCCAACCUGAAAAGUGCAUUGAAGGUGAGGGGAGGCCAGUAGGCAUGAUCCGAAUCUCUCCCCACCUUCUCUGAGGGCUCUGUAGCUCUCUUCAGGUGUUGCCUAAGCUUCAGAGUAAACAUGUGGGGUAGCGGGGGUGGGGGAGGAGGAGGCAAGUGGGCAUGAGCUUCCUCUCUGUUUCCAUUUCUGUUGGUAGUAUCUAGUUAAGUCAUACUCAGAGUACACACAUUUAAGCCAAUGUACUUACUCUGUGUGUGACUAAUGCUGGAUACCAACCACCACCUACAGUUGCUUCAAAACCAUUGUUGCACAUUUGAUAGAAGCUUUCCAUUAACAGUUGAGCUCAGUCAACAAUAGUGCAGACAAGAAAUAGUCCUUUCAAAUUGUUGCCCCAGGUAAUAUCCACAGAAUGUGAGGUAGGACAGUAGCAAUCAGAGCACAAUAGCAAACAUAUGCCUUUGCCAAUAAAAAAAGCACUUGAGAAUUUCUUAAUUAUGGCUUUCCAUUUGACUGGUUUUUAAAAUGUUAAAAUCCUUUUUAGUUAAAAUUAUGAAGAGGACAUAAUUUUUUAAAUUUUAUUUCCAAAAUCCAGUUUAGUGGCCACGGCUCCUGUCUUUUCUAGAACCAGACUAUGCAGCAGAAAAAAUUGUCCAAACAGCCAAUAAAGCUUAUUGUAUCUCAUUUUAGAGGUUUUAUUCUCACCUCUCUCUAUUUUGAGAAUAAGCUCAUGAAUAACACAGAGGCCUGUCUUUCCAAUACAGAACAUUAAAUUCAGCUUCAUUCAGAGUGUGCUUCUUUGUGUCUGUUCUUUUACUCACUGAAGGAUGUUAAAAGAUAACACAGGAUGGCAACCCUGAAAUUAGAGAGAACGUCCUUCAACUGUUGUGCUAAUUUCAUAAUUCUCAUUGCAAAAUGGUGACUUGAAUCAAAUGGCUUUAAACAGAUAUAGCUUUUUCUUUUCUUUUUUUAAAAAAAGAAACUACUGAAAAAUUUAAGAGCAGGUAGUCAUAAAUGAAACCAAUUCAUCCCAGGGGUAAAAUAGACUGUCUUUCAUGGUAGUCAAAAGCAGGGAUGGAGAAUGUUUUCUAAGAAAGAACUGUGUGCCAGCAUGUCAACAAUGUGGCAGAUCAUACCAAUUUCAAAAGGCUAGCUUUGUUACAGUUGGAUCACACGUUCCUUAUCAAUCUAGUGCAUGUACGAAUGAGUAAGCCAUUCCAAAUGUGACACCCCGUAUUUGAUUUUGGCACAUGGAAAACAACUGGAGUAGGAACUCAGUUUUCUGUUGUGUAUCAAUUUAGCAUCAUUCCUUGAUUUUGAUUGACAUACAUUUUGUUAGGCACGUUAAAAAUUCCAAAGAUAAACUUUCAGAAAACUAAAAAUGGUGUCCAUUCACCAUUCACACAUUCAGUCACCUAAGGCUGGCUAAUCCUGUGAUGCGCAGUCAUGUGUGAACUGGACCUUAGUUCCCUGAAGCAUAAAAGCUGUAAGCUGUACAAAAAUGCAACACCAGAUACCAUUCGAACUAGAAUUAGCAUCUAGAACUAUUUCCUGAAAUUCAUUUCAACAACAUUCAGGUAUCCACAUUCAGUCUCUCUGCCCAGAAGCCGAACCAAGAAGUAACUGGAAAAUCAAUCAUGCCUUUGACUUUGUUAUUAUUCCCACAUGGUUCAAAACAGUACUCUUACCAUUCCUUGGUUUGUGAUUUUGGAUUAAAGACAAAGUGUCCUCUCUUAUCCUUCAGCAAUUGUGGCAAAGUAUUUCUAUAGGAUAAUUCGUAGGCAGUAGUAAUCUACAUAAUGCUUUCUGUAGUUACAGAAGUCAAAUGCCUGAUGCAGAGAGACAAAGGAUCAUUUGCUAGGGGUCACAGAAAAUUGUUCAUGGUGGCAGAAUUUACCAUUGCUAAAACAUAGCUUUCUUUAAUGUAUUAGCUUUGCUUUACGGCUUUAUUAUCACACCAGCAGAGUUUCCAUCAGCAUGUAGGGCUGUAGGCUAUUUUUGAUCUCUGGUCAUGGCUAGGGAGCUGGUGGUACACAAUGAGAGUUGGGGUGUCUUGAUGUGCUCCACACGCAAGAGAGAUGUAUGCUUCUCCCCACACAAAGUAUGAUCAAGAGACCAGCUGCCUUCAAACCCCAUUUUCUCUUCCUAAUUUAUUAAGGUUAGAGAACAAACUUGUUUGUCAACUUGGUUUGAUGUAUUGGCACCAUUCUACAUAGAGAAGAUCUAUAUCAUUGGAAUUUAGUGUUUUGAUUCAUUUUUAUUGUACAGUAUAGCCAUUUUUGUGGGAUUUUUUAUUUUUAACCUUAUUUUCCAGUUUGUAAAAAUACAUGCAACAAACAAUCCCCAUAUACUCAACAUUCCAUGCACAUACGAUGUAAAUAAUAAGUUUGUGAAUAGUUUACAAACAGUUUGUAAAUAGUUUGGAAUGGAUUGCAUCAGUUAGGUGUCUUCUACUCUCCAUCUUAACAGAUGUCCCAGAGUGAGUCAUGGGUAGCUAGCGGUGGGGGUAAAAUAGAAUCAUAGAAUCAUAGAGUUGGAAGAGACCACAAGGGCCAUCGAGUCCAACCCCCUGCCAAGCAGGAAACACCAUCAGAGCACUCCUGACAUAUGGUUGUCAAGCCUCUGCUUAAAGACCUCCAAAGAAGGAGACUCCACCACACUCCUUGGCAGCAAAUUCCACUGUCGAACAGCUCUUACUGUCAGGAAGUUCUUCCUAAUGUUUAGGUGGAAUCUUCUUUCUUGUAGUUUGGAUCCAUUGCUCCUUGUCCGCUUCCCUGGAGCAGCAGAAAACAACCUUUCUCCCUCCUCUAUGUGACAUCCUUUUAUAUAUUGACAUCCUUUUAUAUAUUUGAACAUGGCUAUCAUAUCACCCCUUAACCUCCUCUUCUCCAGCCUAAACAUGCCCAGCUCCCUUAGCCGUUCCUCAUAAGGCAUCAUUUCCAGGCCUUUGACCAUUUUAGUUGCCCUCCUCUGGACACGUUCCAGUUUGUCAGUGUCCUUCUUGAACUGUGGUGCCCAGAACUGGACACAGUACUCCAGGUGAGGUCUGACCAGAGCAGAAUACAGUGGCACUAUUACUUCCCUUGAUCUAGAUGCUAUACUCCUAUUGAUGAGGCCCAGAAUUGCAUUGGCUUUUUUAGCUGCCGCGUCACACUGUUGGCUCAUGUCAAGUUUGUGGUCAACCAAGACUCCUAGAUGCUUUUCACAUGUACUGCUCUCAAGCCAGGUGUCACCCAUCUUGUAUUUGUGCCUCUCAUUUUUUUGACCAAAUGCAAUUCUUUAAAUUUCUACCUGUUAAAAUUCAUCUUGUUUGUUUUUGCCCAGUUCUCUAGUCUGUCAAGGUCGUUUUGAAGUGUGAUCCUGUCCUCUGGGGUGUUAGCCACCCCUCCCAGUUUGGUGUCAUCUGCAAAUUUGAUCAGGAUGCCCUUGAGUCCAUCAUCCAAAUAGCAUCUUGUUUUGUAUACAUCUUAGCAGAAUUUUUAUACAUGUUUUUUGCUCUCACUCAAUUCUGUUCAAUGAAGAAAGAAAGAAAAAGACAGAGUUCUGAUCCCUUUAAUAGUUUUGUAGAACAGGGACUUUCAUCCGGUAUAGUUGUUGCUAGCUAUGCUUACUGAAAUCCCCUCUUCUUCAAGACUAUUGAAGGUGCAUGAGCUUUGUCCUUAAUAAAUAAUAAUUUAUUUGUUUAAAAAAACUAUUUGGGUACAUGAAGAGUUAAUAGCCGACCCAGACAGUCCCCCGCUGAUCCGGUAAUGAGUAAGCAAUGCAGCUGAAUGUCAAUGGCUUGCUGUGAACUUGGGUAACCCAGCUGAGUCCUGCGGUUGCCAAAGCUGGAGGAGGUAAUCAGCUUGACCUCUGUGACCUUCCUGAGGCUGUUUCUGUGUCUUGCAUCUACAAGUCGGUUUGCAUAUGACUGCUACGUGCUGCUUUGGCGGAGUGUGCAACUGUUUUAUAACAACUAUGUUUGCGUCAGCUGGUGAAAGUAAUCUAAUAUACCUUAGUCCGGUGGCUAUAUGUUGCGCUGUACAGUAUGUAGUCAUUUCUUUCUAACUGGAGUGUAGAAUCAUUCCCACCUGGGAAAUCUCUUCAGGAUUUCCAGGAACGGCUAUGGCAUCUGACCUUCAACUGUUAUUAAAAGAAGUCAAUGAUUGUAUAACUGCCUGUAAGAGAUCUUCAUUUCUUCUGGGUCUUUGGUUUCAUCAAAUGCCUACACAUUCCUGAGCUUCACAGCUUCUUUAUUCCUUUACUUGUUUAUCCCUCCAUAAGUAUUUGUUUAUUCCUUCACAGUACUUGUUUAUCCACCAGCUUCUUUUUUUUUAAUGCUUGGUUGCAGAGGACUCUCAUUCCUUUCAUAUUCAAAACAGAUUGAUUUUGAUAGCAACAGUUAAGCUGUUUCGGUUACCCCAGAGAAUUGAAAUGCUAGCUGGUUUGUAAGUCAUCUCCGGUGAUUUGGUCUAACAGCUUAUUUCUAUAAGGUUUCUACAACUGUACUGUAGACCCAAACUACAGUGCAUACUUUGUGUUUGUCGCCAAUGGGCGGGGGGGGGGGGACAGGACGAUUUGCUGGGGAGAAGGAGCAGCUGCUUGCUUAACCCUUCUUCCUCUUCUUCAAUUUUUGAUUCUCCUCCAAGAUAGCUCAGAAAAUUGAGCCAAUUAUGAGAUGAGCAGGGAAGCUUGCUCAUUACUCAUUAUUAGUAUUUGUUAUGAUUUUGUCUCCCAUCCCUGAGGCUCAUGGUAAAUGACAUUUGGGAUAUAAUAUACAGUCCAUAAGUCUUAUGGAACUAAGGCUGCAAUGCUGAGCACACUUACUUAGGAGUAAGCCCUAAAGGACAUGGUUAACAUAGGAUUGCAUUAUGCAUAAGAUUUACCACUGGAUCUGUAUAAAUAAGAUUGGGCAGUGCUUUUUUUCUAUAUAUAAAAAAAUGUUUAGGGGUACUCUCAUUUUCCUACUCAUACUGAAAUACUGCCCCUCAAUGAGGCCAAACUUAGAUUCAUUCACAAACUGUUUAGGGGUCCCCCCCCCCGAAAAAAAGCACUGGGAUUGGGCAGUAAAAUGGACACACACAUAUACUGUAUAUCUGCCUUGCAUUGUACAGAGUGGGAAAGGUUAGGAAACCUUGUUAAGUGGUAAGACGUCCCUUCGUUAGCAAUUUGAUAAAUUGUUGAUCUAUUUGUAAUCUGUGACAGGUGAUGGUGAGUGGGAAAGGUAUUCAGCCAUGGAUAGAGUUCUAGGAGGCUCCACCAAGGCUAGUGUAAAGUAAGCAUGAACCUGCGCAAAUGAAAAAAAGGGCGGAUUCAGUGAGAUUUGGGGCAAACCUGCAUAAAAGGCCUUAUGGGAGCAACUGGAAAUUAUGAAUGUAAAGCAAGUAAGCUAGAAGGGUUCAGAGGAAUGCUUGGCCAGGCAACCAAUGGGACAUGAGGUUGCUGCAAUCCUGACUGGAGAUGGGAACAUGAAGGGCCAUCAGGUGUUCUUGGAGCACAUUGUCAGGAGUGCGUGCAGGAGCCAGGCCCUGUGACUAGUAGGGCCUUGCAGGACUGGGGCCUUCCUGAGUUUGGCCCGGAAGGGCAAGGCGCAGCCACACAGGUGAGGCUUGACGGAAGACUCGUAGCACCUGGUAGCAAGGGCUGGGAGGGAUAUAUAAGACCAGCAUUUCCCUCUGACUCUGCCACAGCAACACGCUACCCACCUAGCUGUGCUUUGGCAUCCUGACUCCUGGUAUUCUGACUCUUGGACUCUUGGCUUCCUGACUUCCUGACUCCUGGCUUCCUGACCCUCGGACUCUUGGCUUCCUGACCCCUGGACUGCUGAUUCCUGCUUCCCGACCUCUACCCUGGUCCCGAUGUACCAAGCCGGGACUCUGACUACCCGUAAACCGGACACACAUAAUUUACAUGGAGGAGAUAUUCAGUUUCAGCAGUUAAGGUGGUGUCUGGAAUCUCUAACCCUUCAGAUGUUACUAUAACUCAUCAUCCCUGGCCAUUUGCCACGCUGGCUGGGGCUGGUGGCAGCUAGAAUCCAACAACAUUUAGAGGGCCAGAUGUUCCUUAUCCCUGGUCUAGGCCCUAGCAGGGAAAUGCUUUUGAAUGGUUGCUUCUGCUGCCAUAGGGGCAUUAUGACCUGGCAAACUGGUAAUGUGGGGGAUUAGUGGGCACUGUGGAAAAUAUUUUCACAAUUUCUUUGAACUAGCUGGCCAUGGGGGGGGGCUUCAGGUUUCCUGUCUAAAUGUAUUGUAGCUGUUUUACCCUUUGCCCAGAUUGCUGCGGCUUCUUUGUUUUCUCAUCGGUGUGCAGGAAUAUCAAUUGGGAAACACGCAGAGGUCCAUUUCUGCUUGAGUCAUUGAUGAAACAGAGAUGAUGAUCAUGGUUAUAAUACAGCAGAAGUGGAGAGAUAUGAGAGGAGGAAAGAGAUGGGGCUUUAAAGUAUAACAGAAAGGGCAGAAAUAAGGUUAAGGACAAAGAGAAGAAGGUGAUAAACAGAGGGUGGGAAAGAGGAGCCACAAAGACAAAGAUAUAAAAGAGAACAGGUUAAUUGGGAAGGUCGAGAGAGAGAGAAAUGUCAGCAAGGCAAAGAGACAGGCAGACAUUGAGGGAAGACCUAGGAAAGCGCAUGUCUCAGAGAGGGAGCAACACAAACAAGAAGGCAUGAAGGAUGAGGUGCAAGUAGUUUUGAGGGGAUGCUACAGUGAGAACUUGAAGAUCUCAUAGAAGGAAGGGGAUGAAAUAAAGUCAUCUUUUUACUAUAAUCUAAUUUGCAGUGCUCCUUCAUGUCUGUAAUUGGCUCAUUAAAUGUGUCACAAGGAAGGAAAUGUGAGUUUUAUGGAUUUGGUUUAAUGAAAAUUCAUACUGUUAUACUUUUGCUACAGGGUCUGAAACUGUAAGGCUGGUUUUUAAAUUUUUAGAUUUGAUUUAGUAAGAGAAGUCUUUAGGGGAUGCUUGUUUCCAGCUAUGCAGGUAGUAACAGGUAGAGGAGGGAUAAGAACACUGAAGCUGGUUCUUGUAAAAUGUCCUGAAGAGGGCUUCCUGCUGUGGCAGUUUUGUGGUUUGUGUGGGCAAAUUUUGCAGGUGCAUCAGGAGGAGGACUUAGGACACAGUUCGAGUCAAAUCUUCCAUCAAACUAUCAUAUUCCAGUAAAUCUCCAGAAUGGUUAAAUCAGGGGUGGCAAAAAUAAAAAUGAAAAUUGGGCUGUCCUUCUCUUGUCCUAGCCCAACCCCUUGGGGCUUACAUGCUGGCAGUAGAUGUGCCCAAAAGUCAGUGUGGCUUUGUAUGCACACAUACAAGAUGUGCACAUAUACAGGGCAUGCAGCUCUGUUGAGGGGACUCAUUUCUGCCUCCCCUUAGGGCUAAAUAGAUUGCUCUGUACAGUUCUGGUUAUCCUGUCUUAAAAGUAAUAUUGUAGUACUGGGAAAAGUCUCAGAAAGGCAAGCUCAAAUGAUUCUGUUCCUUACAAGGAAAGCCUAAAACAGGCCUUUCUGAGCCAAGGGCCACAUUACCCCAAGGGAAAGCUGCGUUUCAGUCCUGAGCAAAGCCAAACCCAAAUAUUGGUGGGGUAAAAUCCACAUAUGACCACAAAUCUACAUCACCCCCACCCUGUAGGUUCCAUAGAAGAACCAUAUUUGUAAUUCUUAGUAACACCACUCAAAUUUCACUUUCCAUGAGUGUGAACAACAAACUAUGACCCCACCUUACUGUUAGGUCAGAACUGGGAACUAUUGUUUAUUUGGACUGAAACACAAACCAUGAUAUGAAGCCAAGUUUUGUCCUUGUAUUCCUGAUCAUGGUUUGCUAGUGGGGAAAAAGCCAUGAUCCACAGCUCAGAUAUGAUACUGAUCCAGGGAUUGCAGUUUGUUACUCAUGCUCUUGGUAGGAGAGGAGUGAAAUGGGAGCGAUCCCUGCAGUCAUGGUAAACCAUAGAGCAAAUGAGGCCAUGUGUACCGUAAUUAAUUUAUGUCAUAGAUUAUGGUCAAAAUCCUAUGCAGAGUUACAAGGGGAGGAAAUCCUACUGAACAUAAUAGGGCUUAGUUCUGAGUAAACAUCAAGAGGAUUUAGGUGGCAGUUGCAGAUUAACAUAGGGAACAAAUCCACCGAACCAGCAGAACUGAGUAAAGUGAAUAGGAUUGCCUUGUAAAUCAAGAACUGGAGAUGGAAACUAUUGUUUUGAAGAGAAUUAAAUUAAUGCAGAGACCAUGGGCCUACCAAUGACUACCUAUUGCACCAGUUGCAAUACAGCCUCAGUGUUUGAUGACAGUACAAUUCUGAGUACAAUAAGCCUGCAAUUUACAUGGAUUUAAGUUGCAGGCUUACUAUGCAGUGAAUAUGCAUUCUUGUGAACUACUCAGAGGCAUCUAUUUGGUUCCUGUAGUAAGCAGAAUAAUGAAGUAGAUUGACCUUUAACUGACAGGAGGGCAUUUCUUCUGUGGUCCUAAGGCAGGGCUGGGAAACUUGUGGCACACCAGAUGUUGUUGGACUCCAGUUCCCAACAGCACCAGCCAGCAAAACCAAUGGUCAGGAAUGAUAGAACUUGUAACCCAACAACUUCUGGAGGGACACAGAGCCAACCAUCCCUGUUUAUAUGCUUGCCCUGAUCCAUGAUGGUGCAAGAGUGGAUUGGAACUGAUUCAGUCAUCUAAACCACUGUGAAAAUUGUCAUUUUGAAGCAGAGUCAGUGUCUUUGAGGAGGUUAAUGGCUUAAAAGGGAAUUGAACUAUCUCAGCUCUGAAAUCAAGUAUUAUGAUUUUGGAACGAAACGGCAGCAGUGACAGUUAUUUUAAAUGGACUGUCAAUUUGGGACUAUCUCACUUGCCCCAAGGGGGUAGUAAGCCUAAAACAUGAAUAUCAGAGUCAGGUUUAGAGGUUGUGUGCCCACAGCAUUGUAACAUCAUCGCGGGAGCAGGGUAAAAUGAGUAGGUUCACAGACCUUGGUCGGAAGUCACACUUUUGCACUAACACAUCACCUGUUGCAAGUCCCUUAAAUUAAAAAGGUGGCCUUUGUCCAGCUUGGUGGUCCUGGCCUUCCUUUCAGCUGCAUGUGCCAAGCAUCCCUUGUGAAUCCUGCAGCACGGAUAGGUGACUGCGAUGGUCUUCUGGUGAAUUGGUGAGAGGGUUGCCACCAUCCACACCACAUAUUCCCAUGACAGUGGCUCUAGUGGAAUAAAGUAGAACUUCAGUGCUUCCACUAGUUCAUUUCACAUAACUUCAUUUCUGUUGUAACUGCUUCCAGAAAAAAAAUCACUUGUAACUCCGAAAAUAGCAAAAGUGACAAAAUGUGAGACAGUAUAUCAGCAUGCAGUUCUUUCCUGCUGUUACCAUGAGUGAAUCAUGCAUGUGUGGAAAGGGUGGUGGAAGAGUGACAUUGUGCACUGGUGUUCAUUGUUGUGUCCCACCACUGGUGUGAAUGAAAUUUAGCCUGAAAUGCCAGUAUAUUGAUCAAAAAGCCACAGUCUCAUAAUGCAGCAGGAAGUGCAGCAUGGAAGGAACAUUAGGAAAUGGGACAGCAGCCCUAGCAUUAUAAUCAGGAAAACUAACACAGUAUUUCCCCACAUCUGAAUGCACCCUUAAACUUAGAGAAAAGCUUCCCAUUGAUUAAUUCCACAAAAUGUUUUAGUGGAGAUGUAGGAUAAAUACUGAGGAGUCUCAGGUUAAAAUCUCUGCAAAGCUCAAAAGGCCCUUAGCUGGAACUGUCUAAUAAAUAACUCCUGAUUGUAUCCUCACCUAUAUACCAAAUGAGUGUGAGUGUGUGUGUGUGUGUGGAGACACAACUUUGUUUCCCCCCUAUUGAUUUCCUGCCUGUGAUCAGAAAGCAAAGCUCCUAGAUGCUUUUCUUCCUUUUUCUUCUUCUUUACAUGGGCAAGGUGGACUCCAACAAUAUUUUCCGCGUUUGUAUGGUUGGUUGGAAACUUUAGCCCCAUCAAAAGGGAAGUGCAGUGCUUCAUGUGAUGGAUGGCUUGGCCCUAAUAGUUAUUUUAAGUUGCAGGACUCCUUAUGCGAAGUAAUAAGAAGAGUGCCUCUAAGCACUCUAACCCCACAUAGCUGCAAUUUAGUGCCACACUUGUAAUGCUAUGGUCACUCACCACCACGGAAGUUAUGUAUACAGUCACAGAUCUUUAUUGGACAUUUUAUCAUUUUUACUUACAAAUACAUAUUAUCCCUUCCUACAAAAAGAUGGUUCUUACUGCCAAGUAAAUAUACUUUCUCAUCAGGGCAGCAGAAAGAAUCAUUUUAUACCUAUAGUCAUGACGGUGCCAUUAUGCAUUUCAAGUUACAAUCCUCUGGUCCUUGGGAAGGCACCGCAGGGGCAGAAGAUAUUACAGAUCUCCCUUUCUGAAAGCGGAGAGAUAACUGUGCCCUUGAAGAGGAAGAUCUGACCCCCCUAAGGGCCCUUACUUACUGCCACAGAAACAUUUGGUGGCUCUUGCCAGACCAGAAUCAGAGCUCCGUCCGAGGCAGGAGGAAAGUGUUCUGGUGUGUGUGUGGCAUGUGUGCUGGGGGUGGACCCGGGAAAGCAAUCUAAAACAUGCUGAAGCAUAUGAAAUACUGUACAUAUGUUCCCCUCUCACUGGAAGACAAUGGGAAGGAUAAUGUUUUUGACAGAGGAAGGAGGAGGAGGAGGAGAAAUAAAAACGGGCAAGUGCCACUCCAUUAUCACUUCUGACUUGGCUGCAUGAGCCCGGCAGAGCAUUGGAAACAGUGGUAUGUCCUCUUUCGGUUCUCUCCUGCUUAGUUUUUCGGAUUGCUCCAUAAAAUAAUUUUUUUCUUUUUAAAAAAAUCAGAGUUGCCUCUCAGAGAACACCCUCCCAUCAGACGUCAAGGAAAUAAACAACUAUUUGACUUUUAGAAGACAUCUGAAGGCAGCCUUAUUUAGAGAAGUUUUUAAUGUUUGAUGUUUUAUCGUGUUUUUAAUAUUCUGUUGGGAUCCGCCCAGAAUGGCAGGAUACAAUGGUACCUCUGGUUACCAACUUAAUUCGUUCCGGACGUCCAUUCUUAAGCUGAAAUUGUUCUUAUCCUGAGGCGCGCUUUCGCUAAUAGGGCCUCCCGCUGCAUGCCCACCUCUGGCGCGUGAUUUCCAUUCACAUCCUGGGGCAAAGUUCGCAACCAGGAGCAGCUACUUCUGGAUUAGCGGAGCUCGUAACCUGAAGCGUUCGUAACCAGAGGUACCACUGUAUCAAUUAUUAUUAUUAAAAUAAAAUUUUGCAUUAGUAGUAGUAGCAGUAGAAUGUAGUAGCUGUGAAGUGCAGAAUAAGGACUGGAAUCGACUGAUGGCUGACAUAAGUGAAGUAAAACACAUCUAAAGUAGGGUGGGAGUGACUGUAAGGCCAUUAAGUCCAGAAUCUAAAAUUGCCGCCAUGGCUAGGUUCUUCCUCCACUGUCAGAGGCAGUAUGCCUCUGAGUACCAAUUGCAGGAAAUCACAGGUAAGCAAGUGCUGUUGAGCUCAGCUUGCAUGCUUCCCCCACACAUUUGGUUGGCUGCUGUGAGAAGAGAAUGCUGGCCUAGAUGGAACAGUGGCCUGAUCCAGAAGGCUUUUUCUUUGUUCUUAUGCCUGAGCGCACAACUGCUUAUUUUCUUUUCACCUGUAUAAUACCUGUUAUGGUCCAUGAUUAGCUACCUCAUUGUAUUAUAUAAUAUGUAUUUUAAUGCAUUUUAAUACUUCCACAAAUCUUUCAGGGUUGACAACCGGUAAAAAGUGGAACAAUCAGAGAGCAUAUUCACUAUUCCCCAGUUUAAUCAUAUGCUGGGUUUAUGCAGAUUUUCCUGGAUAAAUUAACCUGUAUUCAUUUAUUAAGGUUAGUUAACACAUUAAUUCCCUGGGGAGGCAGAUUUACUACAGAUUUUAAAAAUUGCUUUUCCAAGUUAGUUCAGAAUUGGUUGGGAGCCAGCUGAGUCCUGCUCUGAAAAGAGAUGGUGCUUUAGCUGAAUGCAUUCAGUAAUGAAUUACGUGCAUUUUGAGAACAAGAAAACAUUGCAUUGGGAAGCUCGGAUAUAUAUGAACUGUGCAAGAAACACAGCAGUGUAUGCAAUGACCUUUGAUAGCAGUGUUGUCAUAUGAAGAAAAAAUUCAGAAACUGGGUAAGCCCAGACUCAAAUCUACUGACCUAGAGGACGAAGGAAUGAUAACCCAAGUUGUCAUUGACCCUGGCUGCCCAGACGGCACUCUGUGCUGUUGUUUAUACAAGAAGGGAUUGUUCUUGAACAGCUUCUUCUUCAGUGCACUAAAAGGGAACAUUAUUAUUAUUAUUUCCAAUUCUUCCUCCUUUCAACUCCUGUCUUGCAGAUUACCUAGGCAAGCUGACUAAUCAAAGCAUGAGUGCCAGGGGAAUCACAGUCUGACAACGUUGAGUGAUGGUUGGCACAGGUAAUUGCUGAUUGGAUUGAAAUUGAUUGCCAUUCCUCACUGGCACAUGAGAAGCUAACAAAGAUUCACUGGCCACAAUCCAGUGCACAUUUAUGUGCACUUAAGUCCCGCUGACAACUGCUGCUGUGGCCUCAACGUCAGGCGAAAAGAUGGUAGCAAAUGGAAAGUGCUCAUCAUGGAAGGAUUAUUUUUCAGGGCAUGUUGCCUGGGAAAGUCUGUUCUCUCUCUUGAAAUUGCCUUUCUAAUGAUUAAUUGAGUGUUUACAUCUAGAAUCAUGGACAAUCUUUAUCUCUUUUAGUUUUCACCUGCCUCCAGUCUUGCUUUCUCAUUUAUUCUUUCCUUCUUUGUUCGUAUCCCACAAAACUUUUGCCAGGGCUCACUUCAUAUUCUUCCUUGCAAGUAUUCAUACUUGGAAUAUCUCUAAAAAUCACACCCAUCAUCAGGUUGCCAAACAUGCUACAUACCAAUGUCAUAUGCAAAGGAGUCAUUGACUUCAACAGAGCCAUGCAGGAUUUCUUUCAGGAGAUAUGCCUGUUUUCCCACUUGUGUACUGACAGAAGGGCCGGUGCUCCUGUAAAAGUCACAGUUCUUCACAGAAUUGAACAUUAAGGCUGAUUUUGUUACCCAGGAGGGAAGGAACCAACAUUUAGGCAACAAUAGGAAAUCUCUAUAGUACUUUCUAAUGUUCGAACUGCAUUCACAAUGCAUUGUCAUUCUCCACGUAUUGGGGAUGGUAUCAGUGAGUUGGAAGGGACCUUAAAGGUAAUAUAUUCAAACUCAAUACAGGAAAUCCACUUCUACAGCAUCCGUGAUAGGUAGUCAUCCAGCCACUGCAGGCAGAGAGAUAACAACAAGUCUAAGACUACUGAAUGCAUUCAUGAACAGAAGUGAAUUCAGAAUUGUGCUUCUAUCGCUGUUCAAGCUACCAUCCUACAAUAACUUUUAAUAGUGCAAGGGAUUAUAGGCAUCACAUGUAUCUUCUCCAAAUAAAAAACAGUUGAAUUGGAUACAUUUUUCAGGGGAAUCAUCUUACUUGUUUCUUUAGUCACUAAAAGGAAUUAUGGGAUAUCCACAUUUGCUAGGAACCAUUCGGCAAAAGCCAGACAACUACUUAAAUCACAACAGAGCAAUGUGUGUGCCUUUGUGCUUAUGAAAAAUGUGACAAUAUUUCAUUUCUACUGCUUUAAAACCUGUUUUUAUGUAUUUUUCUCAUUUGGUUGCAAAUUGCUUUGAGAUUUAUGAGAAAUAAAUUAAUACAAGAUAUAAUACUACUACUACUACUACUACUACUAAUGUUACAAUGAGUUAAUACUCAUGCACAAAUAUAGGCUAAAUAUCACACAGUCUGUUGUGUUGUUCUUAAAAUAGAUACAGAUCCCUUGUGUGUUUAGAGGCGAGGGUGUACUUGUGAACACAAUGAAAUCAACGGGCUGUUGGUGAGUGACUGUUUCUUCUGUUUAACGAUGAACAUUAGAGGAAUGGAGACUAAAUCACUUGUGUCAGGAUGAUAUUAGUAAACUGAAGGUCACUUUCAGCAUACUUUAGCAUGCCUUGGAGGCAAUACUGAUAAGGAGAAAGACAAAAGGACAAAGACAAAAUUAACUUUUAAUUUCCCACCAAAGCUACAGCUGACAGAAAAAGGGAGAUGACUGGGAUUGCUUGCAACAUACCGUAUAGGAUUGUAUAUUAAAUAGCUUAUCUGAUUUAGCUCAUCACAGAUACUGAGCAUGUAACUAUUUAUAAGCAUUUAUAUAUACACUCAAGUACAUAGUGUGGUAAAUAUUAGUGACACAUUUCAUAUCUCUUUUCAGUGCCAAUUCCUCUUGCUCUAAAUUAGAUGAAGAUAUAAACAAAUCAGAUAUAUUAAUUUUCUCUUGAAGAACCUUUCAUGAUUGCUUACCAAGAAAAGUUAUUUACAUGUUGAUAAAAGGUGUUAUUUAACACAGUGUGUGGUAAUUUCCUCUAACUCAAAGGCAUUAGGUGCCUCAAAGAGCACAUUUUCUGCACAUAUCCUUAUGUUCUAGUCCUCAUGAACACAUACAUUCCAGAGGAAGAAUUUUAUUUGUUGUUCUGAUUUAUUUGUAUGAAGCCAAAUAUUAAACAGUGAAAUUAUUUAUGUUUAACAUAUGGUGAAUUAUGCAUGCUUCUUAAAAGUAAGGCAUAUGCCUUAGGGAAAAGUCAGGUUCAUGCAUUCAAAGUUAUUGUCUUAUCUGACUGCGGUAAAUCAUGCAUGCAAAUCGUGAAUUAAAGCUUUAAAGACAUAGGAUUUGCAAACAAUGUUGUAGUGUAGAGAGCAGAAUGCAGAUCCCAUUCCACUGACCCUUCCCUCCAGAUUUCCAGAUCCCCUCACCUGCCCAACUGUGAGUCACAGCAUGCCAUGGCUAUUGAGCUCCCUACCUCAAUAUUUUUUUAGUACUGUAAACCUUGACGUUUUGCCUGAGCCUGAUUGUAUCUCUUUCUUAUGUAUGUUUGUGUGGUGCUGUUUUUGGCUACAGUAGGAUCAGGACUUAGAGAACUUAGAUUACUAUAUGAUAUUUUAAAAGCGGAAGAAUGAUGUAUGUGUCAUGUCUCAGAUGGAGGAAUCCUUAUUAAAGGAGGGUGCCAUGUCCCAGCUGGGGAUGUUCCCCUUAGAAGAGGUCCUUGGCCAAGCCCUGGGCCAGGCUCCCUCUGGGGGCAAGGAGCUGGGAUCCUGCAGUGAGGCUGAGGAGGGGCCAUCCACACCCAGGGUGAGUUCAGCCUCAACACAUUGAGGCCAAAUGAGUUCCAAGCCCAAAGGAAAGUAGGAGGUGCCAUAAACACUGGAUGGAAACCUGAUUCUGAGCAAGUGCAUGGAUACAGGCAAUGGCUCUUCAGGCCCUCCUUGGAAAUAAGCUCUCCUUGGAAAUAAGACCCGCCUCUUAAGGAGACCUCUGGAAAAGGGGAGUUAAUAGGAGUCAGCUGAGGCUGUGGCGUGGUUCCAGCAGCACCAGCUUAAAACUCCCCGUGCUGAGCUGGAAGAGCUGCUAAACCAGCUCUGUGUCCUGCCUGCUACUGGGUUGCCUGUCUAUGCCAAAUCUGGCUGUGGACUGCUGUAACCUUGUCUCUUGCCUGACCCUUUUGAGCUCAGAUAGCUUGGUCCCUGACUUUGAACUGUUGUGAUUUUGCUUCUCGCCAGAGCCUUUGCUUUGGACUCUGCUUGCUUGUGCUCUGACCUUGGACUGACCCUCAGUACUGCUUUGGUAAUGCUGCUUUGCCAGCAAGUCCCCUGUUUGCUCAGAGAGCCACCAAAAAUGCUCCUUAGCUGGGGCAACAUUUGGUCUCAGGCUGGCCUGGGUUGGGUGACCCCAAACAUCUUUAUGAAAAAGGAGUAGGCUGUAUUAAAUAUAUAUCAUUACAAUAUAUUGUGUGGGUCUAUGACCUGCUUAGCUGAGCUUGUUAUCACUUUUAAACAUUUUGCCCUAUUGCCUUAGUUCCACCUGUUGAUUUGCUAACAUCUUGCUAUGUCUGUAUAUGGAAAAAACAAACAAACCCCACAGUGCUGUAGUGCCGAAAUAGAUACAGUAGCUUUUCAAGGGGUUAAAUGUGAGAGCUUAAAGUAGCUUGGAAUAUCUUUUCUGUAUAAAAACAGGCUGGGCUUAUUGCCAUAAGCACACUCAAGAGAGUCAUGAAGAAUAAUUGUGUGAAGUUCUUAUUUUCCUUCAGAGCAGCAAUGAACAGUUCCUAAAGGGGAGGGGAAUCUUGUCAGAGAAGAUGGGUAGUUUAAAAUAGCAUCCAUUUUGGUAGGUGGUUUUCUCAGAUUCCAACAGAAGGAGGUCAGAUAGACAGAUAAUACAAACAAGAGGGACUUGCGUCACUUCUCUUUCCCUUUUUCCUUUUAAACUUGUCUUAUUUGGGGGGGGGGGGAAUACAUUUCCCUACCUCCCACCUAAAUGUUUUCUGUAAAGAAACAGCAUAAACGUGGACAGGAACAAAAAGAACAUAAUGAAAGCAAAUUCAGGAAACAAAAUCUACAGCACAUAUAGUAAAUGUAUGCAGGCUUUUGAGUUCUCCAGAGCUCUUCAUCAGGCUACAAAAAUAAACAAAGAAGCAGGUGGGACAGAAUAGUCUGGCUUUUUAUGUUUUCUGCAGAGUCUUAAGGUUGGAUUUAAUAUUGGGCCGCACCAAGGCUUUUGGCCAAUUCCCAUCUUUGGAAAUUACAAAAACCAUCUGUUGGUCUCCCUCCAUCCUUUCACAAAACAGACAGGUUCUUUGUUAGGUAGGAACAGAGAGAAAGGUGCUGUUUAACUUUAGUUGGUGUGCUAGUUUAAAAAGUCAGUAGAGGUCAAAUUAGGUAGCCUUACCUAGCACUUCAAGUUCGGUAGCAGAAUAUAGGUAUCUACCCAAACACACAAAUGUAACUCUGUGUGAUAAAGAAGGUUCCCUGAUUCUGCAAAGUGUUCUACCCAUGUUCAAGGAAAUGUAAGUAAACCCCUCCUGAAAACCUUCUCCACUCAGCACAGGGAGGGUUGGGGAGUACGGUAAGCAGGCAGGCUGAUGCAUACUGUGACAUUGCGGGUGGGACUUGCAUGUGGGCUACUGUCCCACCCACAGUUUUAGCCCAUACAUGUUGAGGUAAAAUCCAGAACACACCUUCUAAGUGAUAGUUAAUGGAUUUCCAGUUAUUGUUCCUAUACGGUAUUCUUAAAAAAUGCAGAAGCAUCUUGAGCUACAAAUUUCAGAUCCAAUAUUUUAUUAUACUAUAUAUUACAUCUCCAAUAUCAUUCAUUUCUUAUUUUAAUCUUUUGUUCAUACUAUUAAGGGUAGGGGUGAUAAGGUAAGGAAACUGGAGCUUGUGGGGUUUUUAAAAAAUCUUGCAUACUGUUAAUUCAAAAGUCUGCCUUUUGAAUUAAAUAAAUAAACUUCCCAUUCAUGCAAUGCAUGAAUAGAAAUAUUUACAACUGUGGUUUCCUUUUAAGAGAAAACUCCUUCUUGCUAAAAAAAAAUACUUAUUUUUUUAAUUAACAGUUCUUGAGCACACUAUGCUUUCAAAAUAUUAUUGGAUGUAGAUGCUGGUUCCCCCACUCCCCAUUGUUUAAUUAACAAAGUGUUGGUUAAAUUAUAAAAUUAUUGAGAAAACAUGAAGACAUUGAGAAGAUAUUUGAAAGUCACUCCUUGUCAGCACUAUGCAUUAACACCAACAGGCCCGGCAAACAACUGGAAUGGUUUGAAAGGGAGGACUUGAAUCCCAUCAAGUAUUUAAUCAAUGCCUUCAUGCUUUUCCCCCCUGUAGUUUGCUUCUCAGGAUGCACCUGUAUAAUUAUUGUCCUAGGAGAUGUGAUUCUGAAAUCCUUUCCUGCUGCAUAAACAUUUGUUAAUUGUAUCUUGGGACCAGGAUGAAUUCUGAUCUAAAUCAUGGCCUGUCCAGGCGAUGUUCCCAGAUAAGAGACAGGGGAUUACAUCUGGAAUUGGCUUAGUUGUCUGCAUUUCUCCCUUUGUUUUUACAUUUUGGACUCUUAGAGGACAUUCAGAGGUGCAUCCACCUCUAAAAAAAAAUGUUUAGGGGUACUCUCAUUUUCCUACUUAUAUUGAAAUAUUGCCCCUCAAUGAUGCCAAACGUUGAUUUACAAAAUGUUUAGGGGUAUGUGAAUGCCUGGGUCCCCCGAGAAAAAAAGCAGUGGGUGCAUCUCAAAACUGGACAUAAGGUCCCGGUUGCAACAGCAAAAAAACGCACAGAAAAAUCAAGCACAAGUAAAUUCAUCUUUGCUCAUUUAGGGGGUGAUAAAGGCCUUUUAGGGUGAUUGAAAUAUUGUUUGAAGCCCAUCUGUGCUCUCCUUGUUCUCUGCCAGUUUUUCUACCAGAUCAGCUGCUGCACCAUUCUUUACUCUUUCUGGGAGUGUCACAGUGAUUGUGGUGGUGUUACGAUGCUGUACAGCAAAUCAUGCCUGGCUACAUGAUGACGUCACAAAGACAAAUAAAAAUAUGGACAAUGCUUCCUAGUUCUCCUGAAUGGGUGAACGCAUUUGCCUUCUUUCAUGAUUUUACCCUAAAAAACAAAGGGGGGAAGCAACCUUAAAACGUGUGUGUCCUUUUUUGUUUCUGCCCAAAGUUUUCACAAACGGCACCUCCCUUAUACCUAAGCUGUACUAUUAUGGUGCACUUUAAAUUGCUUGCUUUUUAAAUCAAUAGCAAGAUUAGAUAUGAGUUGAUAUGAUUGUGUUUCAGAUAUUUAGUUGGCCAUCAUUGGUUCAGUUUGGUCUUAAAGCUACAAGCUACUGCCAACAAAUGGGACAGCGGGAGAAACAUCCUUUUUUACUUUUUUUAAGAACAUGAGAGCUCUCCUGGAUCAGACCAAAGGCUCAUCCUAGACCAGGAGCUUAUAGGAAAUUCAAAAGCAGGACCUGAGAACAGUAGUACUCUCUCUUCUUGAGAUUCCCAGCAACUGGUAUGCAGAGCUGGAAUGCUUUCAACAGUGAAAGUAGAACAUAGCCAUCGUGGCUAGUAGUAAUUUUUACAACAGAGAAACAAUUAUAUGAUCUUAAGCCUACACAUGUACAUUUUAUUUGUAUGCCACCUUUCCAUAUUUAAAACCAUGCUCAAUGCAGUUUACAACAUGGGGGGGGGGAUACAUAAUUACAAACAUAACAAAAGUAGUCAAGCAAUAAAUAAAACAUCAAAAAGUGCACAACCAAAUUGAACAAUUUCCACAUAAAUCAUAAUAAGAUCUAAAAUAAACAUAAAAAAUAAUAUAGAUAACCACAAUAACCCCCUUAAAUAAUGUCCCAGCCAAGAGUGUUCAGCAGCCUCAGCUUUUGGAGCUGGAAUCAAUGAGGCCCCACCCUCCCAGGCCAGGUGGAAAAAGUCCUGCAAGGCAGGGAGCCAGUCGUUCAGGACUCACAGCCAAGAUAUGUUCAGUGAAAGAACUAGUGACAAAUUUACAGCUUAAAUCCCUCCUAUACAUUUAUUUACUGAGAAACAAGUCCCAGCAUUUCAACAUCACAUUUCCAUGAAAUAUUGUAUCAGACUACAUUAUCUUUAUAUAGUUUGUGUUUACUGGAGAUGCCUUUUUGUGUAUGGAUUUUAGAUUAUUGUUUUCAGACCAAAGAUACAAAGAAAUCCAGAUAUUUUAGCACAUGCGUAUAUGUGUGUAUCCAUUCUACAUGAGAACAGCAGACCAAAAUAUAUCACAUGGCACGUGCUUUGAGGAUGCCACAAUGCAUCAAAUUUGUGCUGACUCUGGCGGAGUUAUCAAAUGUCUGAUUGAGCCCAUGGAAAGACGCUUAUCUAACUCCCACUGCACCUCCUUCCCUCCCUCCUUCUUGAGCUGGGAGGAUAAAACUUUCUGCAAAGUCUUGUAAAACAGCAAGGUGCAUUAAGUUAAAGCAACUCACCAGUGGCUUCAACCUCUAUGUCUAGCACUAACUCAGCAGAUGAUUAGAGGACUGUGUGACCCUUGGCAGCUUUACAGGGUCAUAUUUUGACAUGGCUGAACUGUUCUUGAACAAUUCCUCCAAUGUGCUAGGUACAAACAGUCUUUUCUUCAGCCUCAAGCAUGCAUGUCUUAUCUUUCCUACCUUUUUUUUUUUUUUUUUAAGAAGCAUGGCUAUUGAAAUAUACUGAAGGUUAACUCAGCCUCUUGCUUAUGUUGGUUUGAUGUUUCCAUUCUUCUGCUUGGACAACAGCACAUCGUGGUCUUUACUUCCUUUUUUAACUUCUGUAAAGGAGCCAUUGCUGGCCCUGAACUGCAGUUUUGAUCCUGAUUCUGUAAAUGGUGAUAUUUCAUUCUGUAUCACCAGUUUAAUGCACGAGUUUAGUACCACCAACCAAGAGACAACUUGGUAUAAUCAUUUAGAGACAACUGCAUAAGAGAAAGUUUGUUUUAGGUUGAGAAACCUUUCUUCUGUUCCUACUAGGCCUAUUUAGUGGCAGUAAGGAAACAGAGAGUGUUGGGUGACCAGCAGGGCCAGCCCACCUAUGAGACAAGGGGAGGCAGUUGCCUCAGGGUGGCAGGUUCCUGAGAGUUGGGAGGCAUGGUAAAUUUGACCUCUGCUCUGUGGAACAUGCCCUGUGCUUGUUGACCUUCACAACCUCUCUCUCCACUGAGCAACUGCUGCUGUGAGCAUGCACCUGGUGGCCAUGGGUGGUGGGUGCAUGGGUGGCGGGCAUGAAGCAAAGAAGGAAGGGACAGCGGGCAGACACGUGGCAGUGUGUGUGCAGCAAAAGAGGCAGGAAGGAGUAUUUUUUUGUUUUGCCUCUAGUGGCAAAAUGUCCUCAGUCAGCCCUGGUGACCAGCUACCAGUGAAGUCUAAACUUUGGGAAUGGCUCAGUUGAACAAACCACUGUACUUUCAGUGUAACAAGGACAAUAGCCUACCCACAGAUUGCAGGACGUUUAUUGCAUUUCUUUUUAAUAGCAUUGAACAUAUCUAAAAUUGUCCACAGUGGCAGAGAAGGGCAAUUACUGAGAGCAUCUAUUUAGAACCUUAAUGGCAUCCCUAUUUCUCUGUUACCCACAUUACAGUUUCAUCAAUGGCUUCGGAUGCAGCAGAGAAUUUCAGAUAUUACCAGAGCCAUCUUACUUUGCAUCACAAAUGCUCUUAGACAUUUGGUGCUGCUUUCUUUGAAGUACUUCCCUAGUGUACCCUUGUUAUAAUUUUUAAAGCUUUAUUACUAAUUUCUGUGUCAGAGUGAUAAAAGAUGAAUGGUCAGCACGUAGCUAUGUUAACGAUGCCAACUGAGGAUAUGAUUUAUUAGUGAAUAACAUUACUUUCCAUAAUGAUUUUUGUAUAAAACAUAUAUAGCUAGACUAGAACAUUAACUUCACAUGCAAAUAUUGCCAGCAUAUUUCCUCCCUGUUAAAAAGUAGCUGGAAAAAUAAGUGUGAGGCACAAAUAUAGACUGAACAGCUGUUGCUUUUACACAGUUUGAGAGAGGCUGUAGCCCUAUUCAAGCCUUAUUAUUGUUAUUAUUAUUAAAAUUUGUAUGCUGCUUUCCCAUAUAAAUAUGCUCAAUGCAGCUUACAACAAAACAAGUUCCAAAUAUUUCAAAAUAAAACAAUAUUUAAGCUCUUAGAAAAACAUUAUUGAUUGGAGGUCUAGUCUGCUUACUUCAGGGUGAGUCUCACUAAAGAUGGUACUUGCAAAGGGAUUACAGCUACUCUAGAGUAAGGAUGCAUUCACAUAUAUAGAUGCGUCAUCUGAUGCCUGCAUCAUGAAAUGAUAACUUGCACGGGUGAAACAGCCACCACAGACCAUACACCACAGACAGAACUUUCAUGCACAUGGCAUGACCUAACUCAAAGAGAAUAUUUUUCAAAGCAGAAAGUCCAUACUUCCAGCUUCAAGUAACUGAAUAUAGGCAUAAACGCAAUCAUCCUUACACAUUCAUAGAAUCAGAGGUAGAUGCAGUGAGGGCUUGUAGCUCCAGCCUCCACACCUGCAUCUGGUUCUAUCCAUAUGUUUGUAAGCAGGGGAGGAUUCUGACUGGGCCAAGGUCUGCCCCCCUGUAAGAGUUCUAUGGGCAUACAUGACAGUACCAAAGGCAUGGAUAGUGGGGGGAAUUACCCAUGGGUUGGCUAGCCUAGAGAGAAUGAAAGAGAGCAAAACAAUGAGGAUGGAGAAAACUAAAGUAGUGCAAAAGAGGUCUAUUUCUCCCUACGUCCAGUCCACUGAGGCCUCAGCAGCUGUGGAAAUAGAUAUAGAUAUUCAGCAGUAAAUAGAAUUGUAGAGUUGGAAGGGAACAUGAAGAUCAUGCAGUCCACCCCCCUUCCCGAUGCAGGAAUCUUUAGCCCAACCUGGGCCCAUGACCCUGAGAUUAAGAUUCUCAUGCUCUACCUUCUGUGCAGCCAGCAAGUGAAGAGGUUUGGGGGCCUCACAAGGGAGCAUCAAUUACAAGCAAGUGUUAAACUCUUCAGGUGUUUUUUUCCUUAAGCUGUCUCCACUUUUUCUGUGAAUGGUGGGACCCAGUCUGAGUUGAGCCUUGAAGCUUCUCCAUCUGUCUAAUUAUGUUGCCUGACGCACACUAAAAAAUUACAACGAAGGAGCAUAUGAAUCAGAAAGCAGUAAGGGGGGUGUGUGUGUUGUUAUUGUUGUUUAAUCAAGUGAUUUCAAGCAUUUUUUUUUUAAAAAAAUGCAUUUCUUCCAUUGACAAGCUGUGUUGAAUGGCAGAUUGCAUCAUUUCUUUUGAAAGCCAUGUGUAAAGACAUCACGGAACUGAAAGAUGGUCUGCUGAGAAUAAUGAAAGAAAUGUCUUUAUAAAAUUAAUAAUAAUAGGCCCCAGUCAAGUACCUGAAUUUGUAGGUUUAGCAAAAACACUAAUUAAGCUCAGAUUAUUUCUGUUUUUCAGUCAUAAACUAUGCUACUAUUUGAUAAUUCUGCUCUUAAUGGUGUAGCUAUGAUGUUUACUGCUAUGCAUUGCUGGUUUCUUUUGUCUGUUUAUGGGUGGUAGCCCAAAAUCAAGGGCAGUUUGAGAACCUUGCCUACAGCAAAAGAAAAAAGAAAAAAAGAAAGAAAAACUUUUCAACAACCUGUUGGCACAAAUGCAAGAAAAAGAAAAAGGUUAGAAUUUGUACUGCAUUUCUUCCAUCUUUGAAUUAGAGCUUCUCCUGAUAUUAACAUAUUUUAACAGCUGAUCAGAUCCUUUAGAAUUCUGGCUAAACGUAAACCAGGAUCUCCAUGCGGAAGCCAGUGUGCAAUGGGAGAGAGAAAGGGAGGCGUGAGGAAGGGCUGUGCAUCUACGGUGCUUCAGAGGUGAUGAAGUCAGAUGUCUGAACGCAGAGGGCUUUGACUUUUUUUUUUACAAAAACCUAAAACAUCUCCCUAUGAAAAUGAGACGCACAGCUUCUUUACUUUUUGUGAAACAAUAUUCAACCUCAAUAGACCAUGUUGACCAGUUUAGUUUUAACCAAUGAAAUGGCAGUUCUGUCACUGGAUUUCUCACAAUUCCCAGUGUUUCACAGUUUCACAGGGCCUACUGGAUUGUUAUGGUUCAUAGCAUUGGCUUGAUGCCCUCAAAACGUCCUUCUCCAAUGAAGGGAACUGGGAGCUCUAUGGCUGCAAGGAAUUACUGAUUCAAGGUGAACAGGCAUGAUACAGAGAACCCCAAGCCUACCAGACAUCUUUAUUAAAAGCAUAUAGAGACAAUAGACGGAAUACACAUUUAUUGGAUACAUAUUUACAGCAAAGGAUCAAAUACACAGACUACAGUAAAAGUACAAAGUCUAUUUAAUUUCUGCUAAAAUCAAUGGUACAAGCACACAUUUAAGAACUUAUCUCACUCUGAUUUCAACAGUAAGUAAGCAUGUUUAUUUUUCUGUAGGCUGCGCCCAUUAUGUUUUGCCUUUGGCUGAUGCAACACUGAGUUUGAGGGAGCCACACAUCUACUUACAAUCCGUCAUUAGAAAUGAUUAAUUAGAAUCUGUAGGAACUGUUGGCUAUUUCUGGCACUGCUGGGAAGUACUUUAUCCCAGAGUAAAAGUAAUUUGCCCCCAUUGUAAAUUCUGCAAAAGUUGUGCCAUGCACAAAAUCAGAAGGCUUUGGACUUAGCGGAGGUGAGUUAAGAAAGGCUCAGAGCCACUGUCAAGACUUAGUUUUCUCAAUCUUAGUUAAAUGUUGAUGGUAGACACAGUCAGUUUCAGCUCAAAAUGGAUAUUUUUUUAAAUUCCUUUUUUAUUCAGCAGUUUUAAAGUUUAAAGGUUGUACACUGGUCUAACCAUACCAUUUGUCAGGCAAGAUAAUGUAGAGUUGAUAUUCUUUAAUGGUUAGUAAACAACUCUUUAUGAGAUCUGGCUGUAAAAAUAUGGGUUCUUGUCACCAAUAUAUCUCUGCAAUGUAGGGGAAACUAUCGGAAGUUUGGAGAAUGUGGCACACCUUUCCCACAUCAGCCUCCAGCUAGAAUGAUGCAUGCUAGAUUUAUGUGCAGAGAACAAAAGGAACAUGUUUGGCACUGAUAGAGAAACACACAGAAAUGGAUUGAGUAAGCUGAAGGCAAAAUCUCCUGAGGUGUUGGGCUGUCCCUCCUAGCUGAUCUGAUGUGGGCCACUGGAUUGAUGCUUAUAGAAGUAUUUAAACUGUCUCUGCCCAUGCUUGGUUUGUAUAUUUGAAGCUAGCAGUACAAAAUCCUUUUCAUUCCAGAGUAUCUGUUCCACCUCUUUAAAGCAGCAUGUCCACCUCCAUCUCCUUGAAAGAUUCCAUCAACGGUGUCUCCAAAAAAAUUUAUAUAUCACUUGGGAAGACAGGCGCAGUAAUACCAGUGUACUGGAAGAAGCAAAGAUCACCAAUGUCAAAGCAAUGAUUCUUCAUAUCAACUUUGCUGGACUGGUCGUGUUGUUCAGAUGCCUGAUUAUCAUCUUUCAAAGCAACUACUCUAUUUCCAACUUAAGAAUGGAAAGAGAAUUGCCGGUGGACAACAAAAGAGGUUAAAAGACACUCUAAAAUCUAAAAAAAAAGCAGUAUAAGCAUGGAUAAUUUGGAAACACUGACCUGCAAGCUCUCCAAUUGGAGAAGAGCCUCUAACAAAGGCAUCUUGGAUAUUGAAGAAUCAUAAACUCAGGAUGAAAGGGAAAAACAAGAUAAAAGGAAGGCACGUUUAGCAAAUCCUCACCAUGAUCAACUCCCACCCAGAAACCUAUGUCCCCACCGUGGAAGGACAUGUGGAUUCAGAACUGGCCUCCACAGUCAUUUACAGACACACCAUUAAGACCAUAGUCAUGGAAAAUAAUCUUACUUGGCUACAAGUGAUUGCCAUAGAAAAAAUGAAGAACUGGGUGCAUGCGAUAAGGUACCCCUGCCCAUACGGGCCAGUCGUGUCCGACUCUAGGGUUGUGCGCCCAUCUCACCUAAGAGGCCAGGGGCCAGUGCUGUCCGGAGACACUUCCGGCUCACGUGGCCAGCGUGACGAAGCUGCUCUGGUGAGCCAGCACCAGCGCAGCACACGGAAACGCCAUUUACCUUCCCGCUAUAAAGCGGUACCUAUUUAUCUACUUGCACUUAGGGGUGCUUUCGAACUGCUAGGUGGGCAGGAGCUGGGACUGAAAGACGGGAGCUCACCCCGCCGCGGGGAUUCGAACCGCCGACCAUACGAUCGGCAAGUCCUAGGCACUGAGGUUUUACCCACAGCGCCACCCGCGUCCCUUUUGGGUCCAUGCGAUACAAUACGUUAAACUCUAAUUUUUGAAUUUCUAAAAUUUGAAUUGAGGAAUCUUAAAUUUGGACUUACGAUUUCAUGUCACAUAACAGUCACAUACUGGCUGUAAAAUAUACUUGUUUUACAUUCCCCUGCAAAAGACAAAGCAAAAGCAUUACAGUUUAGACGAAAUUAAAAGUGGGCAUUCUUAAGGAGCAUUAAUCAGAGAAUUAAUGUACUUGCCACUUCCAAAGAUGCAAAAGAGUAUUGGGUCAUCUUUGUAUGAUUAGUCAUUUGCAAAAGCACAUUUACUACUGGAAAUCACUGGCAAGUCCCCAACACCACCCAUUUUGAUUUGAAACUUUAAAUGCUUGUUCCCACAAAAUCCUUCAUCCUUCAGCAAAAUGGAUGGCUGAAGCUUGUUUGGUGCUAAUUAUGUUCUGUGGUCUACCAAGACUGAAGUUUAUUUGUUUUGCAGCUGCCACAGGACUGUUACUAACAAAUUAGCUUUCAUUUAUUUCAAAGAGGGCACUAGCACUGGACAGUUGGUCCCACAUGGAGGUUACUGAACAGCACUUGCAUGUCACUUCAGCUUUGCAAAGUCUGUGUAUUUACUUUUUUAAAACAUAAACCACUUUUCAAACAGAAUGGCCCCCAAAGUGGCUUACUAAAAUGAAGACAAACAAACUUAAUACAAUUUUAACAUCAGAUUAAAAGCAAACAUUUCUUUAUAUUGUAACAGUAAAUUUGAUUUAUAAAUUGUUUUCUGUUUAUAUUUGGCUUUCUGUGUGAAUAAGAUGCUUACUGUUGGUCCAGCCUCUACCAGCCUGGUGUUCAUGAAACUUCAGGGGGAGGGGGGACUAUGAACGGUCAUGGUGUGGAAGAGGCAAUGUAGUCAGUUGUAGAAGCAUCUGACCUGGUAUCAGUUCUGGAGUUUGGCCUUAUUACACAAUCUAUUCUGUACUGCUCUGUCUAAGCUCCUUUGCUGAUCUAGCUAUUUGGCCCAUAGUUCCCUUGGUGGUCAAAGGUUGGGGAAACUCACAGGCUGAAUCAGUGUCUGGUAGUUAAAGUUCUGGUGAAAUCCUUUUGCUCUGCCAUUCAGGAGCUAAAAAUGCAAAAAGUACUAGAUAGCUGAUCCAAAGGUCUCCAAUAUAUUCCAAGGAUGUUGGUUUCAGCUGGACUCAGCACUGCAUGCUCCAAUACAUGUGUCUCAUAUGACACUGUUUGCGUAAUCAAAGGAGCAACUCCCCACUGACUAUAAACAGUAUACUUUACUAAGAUAGUUUCAUAGAUGUCACUUAUAGGGCAUACUGAAACAAAACAAAAAACCUGCUAUCCUAACCUUGUGAUGUUACUAGACCUCUUUUGUGAUGACAAUUGGUUUUUUGAAAUAGAGUUGAACCAGAAUGAAGAAUCCUUUGUUAGAAUUAAUACAGAAAGUGGUACUGUGAGACUAUUCAGCUCCCCCUUCAGCUUUUCUGUGCUGGUCUUCAGAGAUGGGGGACAGAUUAUCUAGAGGCUGCAGGUAAAGUCUCGCUAGUAAUGUAGAAUGACUAUAUAUAUAUAUAUAUCUCUAUACAGUGGUACCUCAGGUUAAGUACUUAAUUCGUUCCUGAGGUCCGUACUUAACCUGAAACUGUUCUUAACCUGAAGCACCACUUUAGCUAAUGGGGCCUCCUGCUGCUUCCGCACCGCCGGAGCACAAUUUCUGUUCUCAUCCUGAAGCAAAGUUCUUAACCCGAGGUACUAUUUCUGGGUUAGCGGAGUCUGUAACCUGAAGCGUAUGUAACCUGAAGCAUAUGUAACCCGAGGUGCCACUGUAUAUCUAUAGAUAUAGAUAUAGAUAUAGGUAUAGAUAUGUUCUUAACCUAUGUGGGAGCAGCAACCUUUGCUAUGAACUCGUACAUGGCAGCUGUGGUCAAGUGGAUGAAGAAUAAACUGAAGCUGCAUCCAGGCAAGGUGAACACAAUGGCAGUGAAGGACUCAUUGGGGCUUGUAAAAAACAGAGGUGCUUGCCUCUGAUGGACUUUUUCAGCCGUCAAGGAUAAAGCAGGGGCAAGGAGUUAGACAAUGUCACUUUCCUUAUCUAAUCUUUUGGGGAUGUGGGUUACUUGCAGAAGAAUUCCCAGUCAACUUUAAUUGCCCAAACAGAAGUUAUCAGCAUGCAACUGAACACCACUCAAAAACAGAGACCCUAAGCUUCUUCACUUGAGGUUCCCAGAUGGGUCAUUAUUGUCCAGGUUGGGUGGCCACCUGUCAGGGAUUCUCUAGCUGUGAUUCCUGGGGUUCAUUCCAACUUUACAGUUGAUGAAUUCAACUGUAUGAAUUCAACAGGUGUCUAAUUGACAGCGGUUCUCAGAAAUGUCUUUUUCCAGAUGCAUCAUAUUUGCAGAUGGAGACCACUUCUUGAAGAUAGAGAUGUGGCUGGCAGCAGUCAGCCCUGACUUUGUAACAUCAGUGAUCGACAAUGGCAAUGUGUGCUACACAAGCUGGAUUAGUGCUUCCCAGAAUGUAGGGGGUUAUAGCUGGAGAAAAAGAAAAGUUUAUGGGGACACUACAGAUUUCAUGAUGGAUACAGAAUACACUUACUACUUUCCCAUGAUCUUGUACAAUCUGCAUCUAACAUCUGAAUGAAAUAUACUGAAUGAAAUGUAUACCGAAUCCUAUCAAUUCUAUCAAUGUGAAUUCUAAAUCCACACCUCUCCCUGCCUGUUCCCCUCGCUUGUUUGAAUAACUGCUUUUCGUUCCAACCCCUGUGUCACCUGGCAAAAAUACCAAACUGAUUGUAAAGCUGACAAUAGAGAACUCAGGCAGAGAUUAAUUACAUAGCGAUCAUAUCCAGUUCAGUUUUUUCCUGUUACAUAGCAUGUAUGCAUUUCAUGUUAGCAUGCUGCCUGUUUCAUGUGGAAGAGAAAAAUAUUGAUGACUUGCAAAUGAAUGUGGGUAUGGGCAACAAUCCAGUAGUCCUUGCUGUCAAGGCUUACACAGUAAUUAAUAGGUGCAAUGAGGCUAUUCUAGACUACCAGAGCACCUUCUCUGUCAACUUCCAUUGAACUGGAGAGCACCAGUAAACAUUGAGGGUUUGUGUGUGUGUGUGUGUGUGUGUGUAAAAAGUGGAGCACCUUGAUAAAUGUCAGCCUCUGACUAUAAAUUGUGUGGCUCAAGCUGCUUUAAUUGGACUAAUCCGCAUAGCUGGUAAGAAUCUGAUUUAAGCAGCUGUGUGGUGCAAGCACUCAAUCAGAGGACUUGAACUAGAGGUGAAGGAGAGGUGCCAGCUUUUCUCCCAUGCCAAAACAAAGCUCCCUGCCAGGGCGAUGGCUUGGGGUGAAAGAAAUUUGAUCCUUGGAACAAAAUCCUACAAUACUUCUCCAUUUCUCAUUCCAAAGCUAGACUCUGAAUUGUGAGUCAUUUUCUCAGAUCACCCAGUAAUCAGCAAUGUUUCUUGUUUACUUAAUUCAUUCUUUCGCCUCACUCUAUAUAUGAUUUGCUGGGGGUGUGCAUCAGAUUUUGACAAAUUCUGAGUUGGUCUGGGCUGAUUUGGAAAGCUUUGUGGCUUUUCUAAACCAAAGUUUGGUCUUUCUGAAUCACCAUGAAGCAAACGAGGUCCCUCUGGCAUGAUUUGGAGAGAUGUGGAGAUUUGGACAUCUAAAAAACAACUAUGCAGAUAGCAUGUUUCCAAAAAAAUUCAACAAUUUAUCCUCAAGCUUGCCAUAUAAGGAAAAUGCCAUAUUGGGGAGAGGGUACUGUGCAUUUUCAAUGUGCAGAAAAACACAGGACGGAAACACAGAGGUUGGCUCUGCCAGUUUUAAGAUGGCAGAUUUUGGAAGGUUUACAUCGUUACUGCCACUUUAGCCAGUGAGGACAGAUGUGGGCUUGAUAUAUAAUAUGUGGAGGAUAAUAAAAGUGACCUGCCUAUCAGACGAAUGAGAUUAAUUAUAGCUUCCCUUUCUCUGCUGGUAAGUUCUGCUCUGCUGCUUCUUCAUAAUGAUUUGUCUGUGUCUUGCCAUUCGUGCAGUAGUCAAGGCAAUGGAAGUCAAGAGCUUUUUUUUUUUUUUAAAAGGCAGAAACCUUCAUUAGGAUUCUGAUAAGCACUGAGGUGCACUUGUUCAAAUACAUCUCUCUUGUAAGCCUGAUCCUUGUCACUGAUACAAAACCACAUAUACUAGUUUUAUUUUUAUUUUUGGCUUUGUGUUUUGAGGCUAAGCAAAUGCUUGUACUUAUACAGCCAAAUGGCAUUUCGUGUUGUAAGAUCAUUGGGUCCAGUAGGGCUGUAAUGGAGAUGAAUUAAGCUCUGCUUUGUUUUGGGCCAUGGCAGCAAGAAUGAAAGAUGUAUUACAUUCUAAACCACAUGUUUUACAGUGAGCCAAGACUUACCACAGAAAGUAUAAAACAUAAAUUUGGCAUUGAUCAGUGUAUAGUUAGUUAUGGAAUGAAGUAAUUAACUUUUACUGGUGAGAUGUAUUCCCAGCUUAUCUUCUGCAUAGUUUUUGCUGUGGGUUAGCCAGUUACUUUGUAUGGAGGAUGGCAACAGGCUGCCUCAUGUCCAGAAAGGCAAGGUUCAACAUAUGUCUUCAAAAACCCAUUUCCCUGUGGCCUACUUCUUCCCACAAGCAACAGCAACCGAGGUGGAAAAUCUAUGGCUAGAUGUUACCACUCCAGACAACAGGUGCAAGCUCACCGUAGGUAUUUCAACAUUGCAGCAAAAAUAUUUAAUUUCUUAUAACACAUAAGAAACUAGGUGUCAGUGAGAAGACUUAAAGGCUAGCUUUGAGGUCUUGUUUUACGAUCAAGUGGUCUAUAAAUAUUAUGAAACAAACAAAUAAACAGCUUCCUCCCUGGUAUGUUAGCUUACCAUAUGUUGGGUUGCUGUUGUUAGUGAGACAUUGUCUAAAUCCCAACCUGCAUACUGAAGUGGCACUGUUUAAAUGCAGAGCUAGCCCAAGAAAUUUUGGCUUUGCUGUCCAAGACAAAACAACAAAUGGCAUCCCCCUACACAGAGAGAGAGAGAGAGAGAGAGAGAGAGAGAGAGAGAGAGUCAAGGUGUUUAGCACCCAGAGUGAGUCACGUUUUUUAGGUAUCUGAAAAUGAAAAGCCCACAAACACCCCACCCUGGCAGUAACAAUAACAUGGCACCCAAAAUCAGCUGCCUGAGAUCUCAGUUUCACUCGCCUAAUGUAGGCCUGCUGACUACCAUUUGGUCUGGUGUUUGAAAGAACUUCAUUACGGUAUUAAAACUAGGUUAAAGCCGUAUUUGCUGGGCAGUGUGUGCUCUGAUCUCGGCCAUUGUUUAGCCCUUCUUUUGCUGUGUAUGAAUGUCAAGAUCUGAGCAAGGUUUCUUUAUUCCAAAGAGCAUCGGACUAGUGUUUCUGCAUCCUACUAGGUCAGACCCUAAGGGAAGACAUUGAAAUAGCUUGCUUGACACCUCUUGAAAAUAGCGGUGGAGGGGGAAGUCUAUUUCCACAUCUCUUUCUCUUUUGCAUAAUGUAUGAUAUCUGAAUUAACUUUCAUGACAUAUUAACACUCUAGAGCUGACUUAAUAUAUAGUGUUAUGUAAUACAUUAUGCAUGGCUUGUGCAUCAGUUGGGCUGCGAUUUCGGCAGCCACAGACUUGAAAUGGUCUCUCAGUGACAUAACUGUUAAGUAACAAUGAAGCCAAAUUCUGCAUGCUGAAUUUUAUUUUGCAUUGCUUCUUGUUAUGUUUGACUUUUCUAAUUUACUGAAACCACUAAGAUGUAAACUGUGACUCUCCUCUUCAUGUUAUCCACAAAAAGGAAAGGGGAUGGGGGUGGGAUUUCAUUCCUUUUCCUUCAAGCUGAGCUAAUUCCCUUGACGUCCCAUUGUAAUUUCAGUCUACAACAUCAGAAGCAUUAUGAAUUGUGAUAUCUUUGCCUGGUACAGGCAAUACAAUGUGAAGAGAAAGAACAAUGCUCAAAUGUUAACAUUGUGAUUAUAAUGCGCUAUUCACAAGCGUGGAAAUGGCAUGAUCAACAUGCCUGCACUUUCACAGAACCACAGAACUAUAGCGUUGGAAGGGACCUCAGACAGAUGGCCAGCCAACCUCUCUUUGAAAACCUCCAAGGAAGGAGAGUCCACCGCCUUCCAAGGGAGUCCGUUCCACUGUCGAAUAGCUCUUACUGUCAGAAAGUUCUUCCUCAUGUUUAGUUGGAAUCUCCUUUCUUGUAAUUUGAAUCAUGUUUAAUGGAUCUAAAAAUAGUUACACUGCCAAUGUUAAAAAGCUUUUAAGCAGCAUUUUGUCAGGAUUAUAUGAAUUGGAUUGAUGCUGAAUAAAACAUAUGCAUGAAUGGCUAUAUUUGUUAAUUCCAGAAGAGUAGUCUUGUUAGCCUGUAGCAGCAAAAAGGCAGUCAUGUGGCCUUAGAGACUCACUGGUAUACAAUGACAAACUUCCAGAGGAAACAGCUUAAUGUGUCCAGUUACUUUGUCCUUCUUCCUUUUCUCUCUUCUCUCAAUUAUCUUCUAUUUGAAUUUAGAUUAUAAGGUCCUUGUAGCAGAUGUGUGUUGUUUUAAAUCAGUAGCAGUGUACAUGUGUUAUGUCUUGGUGUGGUGUUGGCAGUCUUUUUUGGGAGAAAGAAGAGGUGCUCAGUGUGAAGUUGAAAUAACCUUUAAUAUGCAGAAAGACAUAUUUUGCAUCUAGAAGGAUGCAGCUAUACAUAAUGAUGAUGCUAUGUAAUAAUAAAUAAUUAUAAUAAAAUACGUUGAAUCCUUUUUUACCCUGUAAAGGUGUGUUGGUAUGAAUAUAAUAACCUUUCUUAAAAAUAUAUUCAUCCUUGUCUUUCAUGGACAAAUUAAUAUCUAAGAAUAUGAGAGUGAUAUUCAUAUGCAUUGGUUGUCCUACACAACUAGGAGGCUUUAUUGUCAAUUUCCAAUCUGUAUUAUUAACCAUACCCUUUGCUCCUUUGGCACUAAAUGAAGUGUACAGCUAUUCUACUAAUUAAGCUGCAAUUUGAAUGUAAACAUAAUUUUGCCAUUUAGAAAGUUAUGAGCAGGCCACUUUUUGAAUACAGAGCUAAGAAGUGACUUUCAGGGUCACAACUUCUCACACUUCCUAUGGCUUCUUUUGUUUAAUUUGAAAUCCUCAGCCUUGCAUUUAGCUAAUAAUUAAAUGCACAGUGUUUGAUCGCUCAGCCUGCCAUUGAAGUGGCAAAGGCCUUUUUCACAUAGUAUGCUUUCCUUAUGACACAUACUGUGAUGUGACAUCCUUAGCUGGGCUAUACAAUGCACUUCUAACCCUUUGUAAGUAUCCGCUGUUACCAUCAUUCACACAGGACAUCGGUCAAAUGCAAGUGCCAAGUUAUUUAAAUGCAUUAAUAAGUGGAGUCAAAGGGUGUCUCUGUGUGUGUGUGUUUGGAACAAAGCUCACUCAGAGAGCACAUCUUUUACGUGAAGAAUACUGUGCCGGUUCAGUUUUCAGUUUCAGCAAUUAUCUUAGGAGUACGGAAUUUCUGACACCCUCCCCCCAGAUGUUAAACUACAGUUCUACAGUUCCAAUUAUCCCUGAACAUUAGCCAUGCUUACUGGGGUUGAUGGCAUUUGGAGCCCAACAACAGCUGGAGGGCCACAGGGUCCCCAGCCCUGAAAUAACAGGUCUCAGGAAGCAGUGCUCUCCUUUCCAGGUGUGGCCAUCCUCCGCUUGACUUACCUUAUUGUUUAUUGUUCUAUCUGCACCAGACAAUCUGUGGUUAAUUUAAGCUGUGAAUGGUUGAAAAAAAUUCAAAUAUCAAGCCGUGGUUUUUGAUCUUGCCAUGUUUUAAAAACUCAUAGUUUUUAAACUAAUCACAGUACUUGCUUUGGACAUAAUAAAUUGUGGUUAGUUUCAAGGAGGAAGUGGGUGUUUCUAGUCUCCUCCUCAUGGCUGCUCUGGGAAAGGAGAUGGAAGGGGGAGCAUGUGAACACAAGGCUUGUCCAGCCUUGUUCCCUUGGUCAGAAACCAUUCUGCUUCUGCUUUUCUUUAGUUGUCAUAUGCAAACUUCAGUUUUAUGUGGAGGAGAGAAGAGAAAGCUUGAACCCAAGGCAUGACCAAGCUCAUCCAAGGUUUAGCAAUGUGUUUGAACUGAGCCACUGAACUUGAGGUAGGCUGGUUUGCUUUUCUACUUGGAAAAGACUAGGCUAACCAGGCUUUUUCCUCAGCAGUAAUCUAUACUGAUUGCAAAUAAGUCAGCAUUAUGCCAGCAUUGAACAUUAAUCAAAUCAUAGCAUUAGGUACAAAUUAUGCGCCUUUUAUGACAUAUAUCAAUGACUAAGGCCUGGCACAUAGACAAAUCAAUCCAAAUAAAAGAACCAGAUUUCUGUCCCUGAUAGUACCAAAUGAACAAUCUAUUAUACCUGUUUCCCAGGUAGAAUCUGCAUCACCCAUUGCCACAUCUUAUAUCAUUCCAGAGCAUCCUCUGACCUUCAGAGUGACUUUCCAGGGAGCACAAGGGAUUGCAGUAAGGAAGCAGGGUGGGGAAAGCGCUUUUGCAUGACUGGAGUUCUGCUUAUACAACUUUGGAUCCCACCCAUUGUUAUAUAUCCUCUCCGCUUUCAGCAAAUCUGCUUUCCAGCCUUUAAACCUUCUCUACAGCCAACUGGUGUCUUUUCCUAAUUUUCCCACCUGUUCAGAUAAAUAACAAACACAAAUUGAUUUUGGCUUUCAGCAUAGAGGGAGGAGAGAAAGAUGACAAACUACUUCUUUCAAUGAAGAAUGGUUUCUGGGAAGAGAGCAUUCUGGAGUGGGACGGAGACAAAACACUGUAUCUGGAAUUCAUUUUCUUCAUUGAAGAUUUUCCAGGUAAUAACCAUAAAUAUUGUAAUGUUUAUAGCCUUCUUAUUUUGUUCUCAUUGCAUUUUAAAUCACUGAUUCCUAAGGUGUUAUUCCUCUUACAUACUGUUUGGUCAUAAUCUUUUGUUGCAGAAAAAUGUGAGCCCAUUCAGACUUUUUUUUAAAAAAAAAAGUCUAAAUAAAUACCCAGUUUUAUCUUUGCUUUUAAUGUUUUUACAUUUGAAUCUGCUGAUUAUAUAUACACUGUUCCCACAGUAUGCCUUUGGGAAACCUGCAAGCAGGACCUGAACAUUCUCCCCUUCAGCAGUUUUUGGAACUAGUAUUCAGAAGCAUUACUACCUUCGACUGUGGAAGUAGAGCAUAACCAUCAUGACUAGUAGCCAUUAGUAGUCAUGUCCUCCAUGAAUUUCUUUAAUCCUCUUUUGAAUGCAUCCAAGUGGGUGGCUACUACAGUGGUAACUCUGGUUACCAACUUAAUUCGUUCUGGAGGUCCGUUCUUAACCUGAAACUGUUCUUAACCUGAAGUACCACUUUAGCUAAUGGGGCCUCCCACUGCCUCCGCACCGCCACUGCGCGAUUUCUGUUCUCAUCCUGAGGUAAAGUUCUUAACCUGAGGUACUACUUCCGGGAUAGCGGAGUCUGUAACCUGAAGUGUUUGUAACCUGAGGUGUUUGUAACCUGAGGUACCACUGUACUGCCCCAUGUGGCAUUCCUCUUGAACAUACCAUGUGGGAAAUGAUGUGUAUACACAGUCUUUUACCAUGUGCAACACAAGAGGAAUGCUUAAACUGAGCCCAGAAAUCAAUGAGGAAUUAUUCUCUUGGUUUCCACCUUUCUUAAUUAAAAAACAAAAGAAAAUGCAGGAGGUAAAGAAUGAUGACAACAUUCUAUUGAACGAUUCACCAUCCUUUUGAAGAUAGGCUACAACUAUUGUAUGAAUCUUUCCAUGAAAAUAGCAUGUCAUAAAAUAUCAUUAUCAUUGCAAUGGUUACCAAAAAGGAUGCCUUAAGGGGUUUUGAACAGUCAAGUCCACAAGGUUCAUGCAGAGGUAUAAUAUUUAAACUGGUAAAGCUGCUCACGCUAUUUUUAAUAGUCCAUAUCUGUUCAUCUGUGUAAAUCAUGCUUUCAAAAAAGGUUCAUUACCAAAAGAACUUUACUCGGGAAGGGAAUGUUAAUAAGUAAUGAAACAAAGAGCUCUGUCAUAGAGAUUAAGUACCCCUGUGUCUAAGUACAAAGUUCAUGUAGCAAAGUGCAGCUGUUACUCUGCUCAUAACCCUACAGCAGCCUUCUAACCUCCGUUCAAAAUCUGUCUGCUGGCUUUCCUGUUACUGUGCUGACUAGUGCAAGGUCCAGCCAAGGUUCAAAGUUCACUGUCUGAAGGCUUGCUGGCUGUGUCCUUUGUGCAGAUCUGACAAUUUGCAGAUAAGCCACAAAUGGCUUGUUUAGAUCAUUUGCCCACACAGUGGAGAGAGUUUCCAUCCUUGGUUCUCUCAUGGAAGCUUAGAAAAUACAGAAAGCAUAUUCAAAUAACUACUAUGGUAACAUACCAAAAAUUAUAAUGCAUUUCAUUAAUGCCUGUGAAAUAAUGCUGCUUGGUUGGGGUGGGUGAGAGACCCUGAUAUAUAGCACAACCUCCAGAAUGUAAACUUGAAAUCAAUCUAAGCAAAUGUGCAAAGAGUUAAAUACAUGGCUGAAAGCUGAUUAAUAAAGUUUUUUCUAUAUUCUAUUUGGAAAGUAUUCCAAACGCUCUGUUAGAGUUUUAAGAAAACAUGACUUUAUUUUCAUUCAUACUGUAACUCGAAAUUACAUGGGGACAUGCUAAAUUUAGAUAACAAUGAAUUUUGCCCAAUUCAUUGUUGGGCAACCCAAAGCACGAUUAGUGGUUUGUCUCAGUUGCCAGACUAUGAAAGGGGCAGUGCCAAGCAGACCACUGCCCUUGUAGCUCCUUGGCACCACAGAUGCGAGGCAAAAGGAAGCUGUGGUUCCUUUAAUUAUAAGAUGUAUGUGAAGGGAUGAAACAGUUUCAACCACUUUGCCGUUUUGUUUUUUGAUUGUUUUAGAAGCUGUUCUCACCAGGAAGCUCUAAAGGUCACAGGAAGUUUAGAAAAACCAACCCAGGAAAGCAAAACUUAAAAAGAGAAAGAAACAAAUAAUGUAUGGAUGACAGAAAAUAAAUUUAUCAAAUAAUGGAAAACAGAACAUUAACACAACUUUGGUUUGGUUAAGAAGUUAGGCGGAGAAGUGGAAAUACAGUAAUGCAGAUAGGUAAAACUGGCUAAUGCAGUUGAUUUGUUACAUCCAGAAGAAAGAAGCCUGGAUGAAAAGAGCUGCAGUGGUCCAAGACUGUAAAAGCUGAAAUGAGAUAAAUGGAAACUGAUUUACAGUGAAAUAUUGGCUCGGGGAUAGAAAUAAACUAGAUUGGGUUUAGAUGGAUGCAAAGAAUUGUAGUUUACCCAUAGCAGAGCUACAGUUCUCAGCACCCUUAACAAGCUACAGUUCCCAGGAUUGGGGGCAGGGCUUAAAUGUGCUUUAGAUGUAUAAAGAGCCCAGUAUGCCACUACCAUGAUCGUUUUUCCAGGUGCUGGAAUACCAUACAAUACACUUACAGGAAGAACCUCCAACAUUAUUUGUGCAUCAAGUCUGACACCUGGGUCAGAGGAAUGAUGUGGACUAUGCAUAGCUUGGAAAAUUCAAGACACAGAAAUGUAAUGUAAAAAGAAGAAGAAAAGGCCCUCCUUUUAAAGAAAACCAGUGCCUAUGUGCAUUUAAAUGUUAAAAGGGAAACUAGCUCAAAAACAGCCCCAAAGAAACACACACACACACUCCAAAUAACAAGCUUUCUCUACACUGCCUGGCCAGGGUGUUGUGCCUGACAGGAUCCCAAGAUAGCAAGAGCGAUUUGUUUUAAAUCAGGAGUGGAAAUCUUGUACCAUCCUGUGAGAACAGGAUGCUGGACUAGGUGGACCAUUGGCCUGAUUCACCUGGCUCUUUUUAUGUUCUUAAGAGCAGCCAAGUUAAAUUUCAAAACUCAUGCAGAUUCUGGCUUCUUUUGUCUAACCAGCAAAUGCACCAACAGACUGCUUCAGAAUAGUCAGGUUAUAGUGACCAAAGCUUUGAUAGCCAACCAAUAUAGAUAGAUCAUUUUCAUCUCAGGUACAGCUUGGCCAGAAUGCACCUCUUACUAUGCUCAACUUUUACCUCCUUUCUCUCAGCAUCCUACAUAUGCCUUAUCCCAGGCUUUUUCAUAUCAGCUAGGGCAGCAGGCAGCGUAUGGCAAGCUAAGCUAAGACUCUACUGAAAAAUGAGAGUGCCAUUCUGAAAGAAGAGGAAAGCCAGAAACUGAGUCCCAGAUACAGUAACAUGCUGCUGUUCUCUCCCGCGUCUGUUGCCUUGCUUUCCUUUCUGGUCCCACUGCUUCCCUUAUUAAAAUGCAAGCUCCACUCUGCUCUAGGCCACAGCAAAGGCUCCAGCUACCUGUCAGUUUCCAGGAAGUUCCAAGGUGCAUUAUGCCACCAUAGGGAAGGGCAGGUGCUUGCGGUCUGAAUUGCAGCUGCCCUGCAAAUACUCCACUUCGCAAAUGCCGCAAUCAGCUCUGAAAGUUCUUCAUUCUGAAAUCAUCCAUUAAAUGGAAUGCUAACUUCUACCACAGAUUCAUCCUAUCUUUUCAAUUCAGGUCGCCCCACUGAUGUUAGAGCACUGCAGGCAAAAUUGUAUUGAGGAAUAGCAGGCAGAAUGCUAUGGCAAGUUGCUUGACCUGAGCUUGAUACACAAGUGGAAAACAAGAAGUGCAAGAAUUAGAUUGAAAUGGAACAUGGGGGAAAGAGCCACCCCCCUACUCCUUCCAUGCCAAGACCUUGUCCUGUGACAUAGGUCACAUGCUUCAUAAAGGUCUUGUGGGUUUUUCUGUUUCCUGUGCGGGCCAGCGUUUGGCAAGGACUGAGGAUGCUUUGAGGACUGCUGUGUAGUUAUACCUUAAGUGGUGGACUGAAUUAGAGAUGGAAAUUUUACUUUCUAAUGGAAUCUUUGCACUAGGUCAGCAGCCGCCCUCACCUUCUCUGGGGCACAUUUGGCAGAGUUUUCGCUCUGGGGGGUUACAGAUCAAAGUAAAUAACAUGAUCUGUGCAAUUCCCCAGAGGCCCCGUGUUCCUAUGAAGUUAUCUUCCCACACCUACAGUCGUGCACUCUUGCCUCUGAAGAGCAAGGUCAGAAGAGGCUUCCUUUCCAGACUGCUUCCGUCUUUGAAAAAUAUACAAAGGGUUUCCUUUUUGCUUAGCAAAAGUCAAAGCUACAAGCUGUGUUACUACAAAACCAGAAUGGCAGAUUCAAGUCCAAGAGUAGCCUUCUUUUCUGCUUGUUGUGCUUUUCAAGUUCAUCCUCACUGAAGCCACAAGCUGGAACAGGAAUGGAUAAGGCAAUGUUUUCCAGAGCUUCUUGAAUGAAAGCCUAUGUUCUGUAUAUUUACACAAGAAUUACCCUGAGCCCUAGAUCCAUAAAUGGGAGGCUACUUCAGAAGAGCACACUGAUAUUUUAAAAGCAAAUCAGACAAAACAGGACUCAAAGAUUCAACUAUAUCUUCUCUUUUCAUGUGGGUUUGGGAAGAUGGUGAAUUAGAGAACUGUAGAGUUGGAAGGGAUGCUGAGAAUCAUCUAGUCCAUCCCCCCUGCAAUGCAGGAAUAUGCAGCUGUCCCAUAUGGGGAUCAAAACUGCAACCGGUGAGAAUAUUAGUAACUGGUCCUCAAUUUAUUCAUCCCUAAGCACAUAUGGUGAAUUAUGCAUAAAGAGUGACAAGAGGGAGGAGAACAAAUGCUUGAACCAUGCCUUGAAAAGGCCCAGCCAAAAUUUAAAUACUGAUUUUAAAAACGAGCAAAGCUACAACUAUUUCUACUACUUCUGUCCUUUCUUCAGUGCAGGGUUACUUUAAAUUGUUUAGGCUGGAAAUCCACAUGCUGCACCAGUCCACUUGUAUAGUAAACACACCUGUAGUGAACCAACCUGGGUGCAGUUGACAUUGAUGUGAUGUGUGCAGUUGGAUCAGUGCACCAGUGGAGGAAGUUUAAAUGUUUCCUCUGAUGUACACAUUGUCCUCAGAAUUUUUGUAUGCCUAGUUUCACAAACACGCUAUAGCAGCACUUUUCAAAAUAGUGUCUAAGUAAUAUAAAUGGUUUUCUUGUAUAGCUACCUCAGUCUAUGCGCUGCCCUGUGCCCUGCCUUAAACAUUGCAGUGGAGAAUGGGGGGAAAUGGACUGAGGGUGCCUUUUUGUGGGGGGUGGGGCUGCCCUGUGCUACACUGACUGGUAGUGGCUUGUCAGGGUUUCAGGCUGGAAACAUUCCCAGUUCUACCUGGAAAUGCUGGGGAUGGAUCUGGAACAUUCUAUAUGCAAAGCAGAUGCUCUAUCACUGAACUACAGCCCUCCCUCAAAGCUUAUUAAAUUAUUAUUAUUAUUAUUAUUAUUAUUAUUAUUAUUAUUAUUAUUAUUAUUUUACUAAAGCUAUGAGGUGACCACUGUUGAGAUUCUCCUGGCACAUGUGAUUAAAUUUUAUAUGGCUUCGCAAUGUACAUCCAAGAAGUUGCUUUGUCUGUUGCAUAGUGAGGGUGAUGUGGGUAGACUGAUCCUGCAAGUAGCCAUAUACGGCAGGGUUAUGUGGGCAACUAUACUCAGUGCUAUUUUUCUAGAAAAAGGGGUUCCAAAACUCACCAUGAACAGCUCCCUUAUUCUCUUAGAAUGGCAAUGGCGCCCUGUGUUCUGAUGAGUUCCAGCCGGGGGUAAAAACCCUGACUCUACUAUGUGGCUAGGGUUCUUCCAUAGAUAGGAUUAAUUAACUUGUUCAAGCACUUGUAAAGCUGCCAGCUGCUUGUAAAAGUGAAUUUACAAAACUGUGAGGAAGGAACAGUGUGAUAUUUUGAGUAUGCUAAUUGAAAGCGAGGCAUUUACCGAGGUUGUUCUUGUUAUUUUCUGCAGAUUCAGAUCUCAGCUCCUGACAAGGGAUUCAGGGCAGAACUAAAAUAUGAUGACUGACUUGGCAGCAGGGAAAAAAGGUCAUUUACUCU
Messenger RNA from Podarcis lilfordi (Lilford's wall lizard), 64101 nucleotides. Lineage: Eukaryota; Metazoa; Chordata; Lepidosauria; Squamata; Lacertidae. The record is from the annotation of a GenBank genome assembly.